Porites lobata is the source of this 50014-nucleotide messenger RNA. The record is from the annotation of a GenBank genome assembly. NCBI's taxonomy places the organism in Eukaryota, Metazoa, Cnidaria, Anthozoa, Scleractinia, Poritidae.
AUAAACAGCAUUAUUGAACAACCUCCUUGUUUCUUUGAAGAAAAUUUAGCGUAUCAAAAGAACACGAGUCAGUCAAGUACUUUAACAGCUAGUGGUCACGCGGUGGAUGGAGACAGUAAUACUCAUCUGAAUGGCGGGUCAUGUGCACACACGCUUGACGAAAAACAGCCCUGGUGGAGAGUAGACUUGGGAAACGUGGAGCUAGUGAAUGAAGUUUACGUCGUAAACAGAGGAGACUGUUGUGGGGAUAGAUUGAAUCCUUUCGAAAUCAGAGUGGGUGAGUAAACAUUUGUGGUAAAGACAGUGAAUAUUUUGUUAGUGCGGGUGCAUUUUACACCGCAGGUCACGAGAUAAAUACGUGCAUUGGAGUGAUAUAUUCAUCUUAAUAGCCAACGAUCAGUAUAUUAAAAUUCUAACAUGACUCCUAGGCUUUCUGGUCAUUUUUCUAUAUUUAGUUUAGUUUUCUUUGUGCUCAAGUCUUUUCUGGGUAUUGCGAGACAGUGGAGUCGUGAAAAAUUUGCUAUUUUUUCCCAUAAGCUUCGGAGUCAUGUUAGAAUUUCAAUAUAUCGAACGUGGGCUAUUAGUAUCUUCUGCAAACUUGAUUUUGCCAUGCGAUGAAAGCAUUAAAAAGUUGACUUUUAGAAUUAAAAUAGUGUAUAUAUAUUCUUAUUCUGAAAUAGCCCUUAUUCACGAUACCCGCCAUGUUCGUACGCGCUUUAGGGUUGAUAGGAUAAAAGCAAUGUCACUUGCCAAUCGGAUUAAUCGCGGUCGAGUUUGUUUACACUGUCAAAAGGGUACGACGAUUUUACUCUUGCAAAAUGUCCAGUUCCAGUUGCGACAAGUUUUUACGCCAUUUUUGAUUGCUUUGAUGACAUCUACGGUCACUACUGCAUCUAGAAAAGAAACAAUUGUCCCUUCCUCUCAUUAUUUAUCAUUAUCGUGUUUAAAGUGAAACGUUCUUCGUUUUCUUUUUUCGAGAAUGAACAAACUCGAGCGGAUUUCUUGCCCUCUGUGUUGCGUCCGUUUGCACGGGGCUAAAAGGUUUACCGGUUUCAAACUUUGUGCAACAACUCCCAACAACACGCAACAACAUGCAACAGGCUGUGCAAACAACGCAGCAUGUAACAUCCAACAAUUUUGGGAGUUGUUGGCCAACAAUGCAAAGAUGGCGAGUACCGUGAAGAAGGUCUUUACGGCCAAUCUGUGCAUUUAUAUUUUAGGAGUAAAUUCGAGUAACGGAGGUAUCAUCAAUCCAAAGUGUGGGGAUGGCUAUAGCGUUUUUCCAGGCAAGGGUGCCUCGUUCUUCUGUCGUCCAAGUUUGUACGGAAGAUACGUCACCAUUCGAAGACAUGAUGAAAGGACAAUCGCACUAAAUUUCUGCGAAGUUGAGGUUUAUUCUGCACGAAGAGGUACAGAACCAUCCGGGAUUAGUGUCAUGCACUUUGCAUUAGUGUUUCACAUAGGAUAGAGCAAAAAUAUUGUGCGUAGUUUCUUCCGGUUUUUUUUUUUUUUUUUAAAUCCUUAAAAGACAAAGAAAUUAUAGGCGAAUCUUUGUUUACAUUUUUGCUUCAUUAACAUAUGGCUAUCAUUGUUUGAUGAAGCUACUGAAAUAAAAUGUCUGAUCAAAAGACCGUACCAAAAUUUGAGCCCCAUUAAUCGAAUAGCUUUGGAGAAAUUUUUUUUAAAAAACUCGAAUUUUUACAAAGAAUAUGUGAGCUCAAAUAGUAAACAUUUUUGCCACCCAGCAAUUUCGCUGAUUUUGAUUGCUGCUAUUUUCUUUUUUAACACUUACAAAGAGCUGAAAAUUGCACAAACUACAAAUAAUGUAAGCAAUGACGUCAAUAAGGGAAAAAAACAACAAAACAAACAAGCAAGCAAACUGAGAAGCAAACAUGUAGUACUCACAUGUUAACGAUCAGUCAGGAACAAAUUUCAUAAUUAUGUUGGGAUAUGAUGGCUACCCGGAAUUAUUUUGCCCGGCAGUAAAACAGCACAAUAUAGGUGCAGACAUAUUGAAAAAAUACGUUUUUUUAUAAUUUAUUUACUUUUUAAAUGUUCUAUCUGUCUCACGGAUCCUGACAGAUUAGCCGUACUGAAAUUACGGUAUACCCAGGUAAGUGUACAGGCCGCCCUGUAACAUUUGAACGAACAGGAUCGAAACAGAAAGGCUGUCAAAAAGGUUUUAAGUAGCAGGCUGAUAAUGAAUAGUAGGUGGCUUUGGAACUCGCACCAAAGGCACAAGUUCUUGAGGGCUGAGGCAUCUAGGGACAUUUUGAAAUUUAAUGUCUCUGAAAUGGCAUUUCCAGGGCUUUUCAAGAGGAAUUUUCCACCGCGGACGCCAUGUUGUUUUGUCAGAAUACACGCAAGACUAAGAAUAAUGCCGUUGAAAUGUCCCAGGCGUUCCACGACACCGCACGGUUCGAACAUUUCACAGAUCUAAACCUGUUUAAAUAUGCGUUCAUUGUCAUUCAAAACUGUGGAACGUAUGCUUUACAAUUUUGUCCGAUGGUGCCUAUUUUUUGUCAGCAGUUAUGGUGGGAGGAGAUGAAAAUAGCUGGCUAAAGAUGGUUAACUAGCUGGGGGUUUGGCGGGCUACCGGCCCUGGUUGAUAGCCCUGAACACAGGUGCUCCUAAAUACAUUGAAAACACUUUUUGGGCUAUCGAGAGUAAUUUUAGAUCUCUAGAAAUGCAUUCUUAAAUUUGUAUCUGUUCGGUCAUCCUAGGGCAACUUAAAUCUUUUCGUAAUUAUUAAGGCUUCAGUAUUACUUUCCCGAAAACUUUAGAUGUAAUUUAACGUUUUACGAAAGUUAGAAUUUUUCUAAUUUCUUUCCUCAUGGCACUUUUGAAUCAGAAAAUCUUAGGCUUCCUUUUUACACGACAAAUACCUAAACCUGGGGAGUGAAAUGUGAAUUGAUUAAACUUAUGAAAAUCCUAGGGAAUUUGUUAGGUAAGCUUCGAAAAUUGUACAUGAAUGGAACAGUCACCUAGAAAUUUUAGCCGUCCUCAAGAAAUAGAAAAUUUUAGUCAAUAUUUGCUUCUCCGAACAGAUAUUUUACAGAAAACAGUCGCUGGGUGCCCCUGUGAACAGGAACAAAAUUGUCUCCUUGUCCCAAACGAAAGCUAAAAAUUUGUUUAGGUCAAGGGAAUCGAAUCAAAUGAGCUUCAGUGCUCAACAUAAACUGCAGGAGUUGCUAAUUAAUUAAACAAAGCUGAAAGUGGCUACGUCAUGCUAUUUCCUAUCUUCUUCAAAAGGUAAAACUUCUUUAAUAUCAGUUGAAUUUCAAAAAAAAAAAUAACGCUCCAGCGUUGUUAUUUAAGGCUUUAAAUUUAAAUUUCUGCAAUUUGAUUGGCUCAAAGCAGUGGUAUUUCAGCUUAAUUUGAAAUAUCUACAUGUGAAAAUUACAAAACUUUUGCUGGUAGUAGUAUAAACAAAUAAUAGCAUAAUUUGUACGUGAUAUUUGGCAUGAAUACCACACGUGAUAUUUCAAAAUUGUCUCAAAUUUCAGUCGCCUAACGGCUCGUGAAAUUACGUAUAACAAUUUCGAAAUGUCACUCGUGGUAUUUAUGCCAAAUAUCACUACCAAUCGUGCCAUUACCUAUACAUAUUUAGGCAUGGUUGGAAAGGCGGGGCCAACUUUUUCAAGUUUUAAUAAUGUUUUCGGUGACUUUUGCACGCAUUAGUAUUAUGGUUAGUGCUCCCUGAUGGAAUUUGUUGAAUGAAUGAAUUAAGAGUCGUACAUGAGAGGACAACAGACGUGCCCUCUUACAAUAUAUUUUAACAUGUGAACAGUAAGCUCGGACGUCAGUACAUAUGAUAUCUCAUAUGAAAUCUUCUCCAUGGCUCUACAGUGUGUACAGGGUUCUAUCUAGGAUUUAUCGUUUGGGGGAGAAGUCCCGAGUGGCCGAAGGCUACGAGUUUCCUAGGGGGAUCCGGGGACAUUUCCCACCUGGGAAUUUUUUCAAGUGAAUAUGCACCGAGUCUGAGAUGCAACUUGGUUCAUCUUGAGCCACAGUUUUAAGAAAUGUUACGGUGUGUGCACUGGCCUGAUCGCGUCUGGAUUUUUUUCCGAUAUAGUUACUUAUAGACUGUGAUGAUAAAAAUAUUGUUUUUUUUUUUUUUUUGGGGAAGCUGGGCAUUUUUUUUUUGGGGGGAGCUUCUACCCCUCAAAUACCCUAGAUAGAACCCUGGUGUAUGGGUAAAGGUACUAAGUGUUAGCCUGUACACAGACGUUGUUUCAUUUUUCUUUUUGUUCUUUUGGAAAACAUUGGCAUGCGCGAGAGCGAGCGAGAGCUCCCCCCACCCCUACCCUUUGUGCCGGCGGUCAAUAAAUCCCCCGUGGUUUAUUUUUUAUCACGCGCGCUCGACGGACUUUGAAUGGAAAAUAGAGGGUCUGUGAACAGGCUAACUAAAUGUAAGCACAUCAUCAUUUUGUGCCGGUCUAAACCCACGCGCUACACCCAGGCGGAUACCCCUUGAAAAACCAUUAAUAGACCGAACAGACCCUUAAUUUAAAAAACACAAAAACAACAACUUUCGAUAUUUAAAGAGGAUAUGUCAAGAAAUUCUGCUGUUUUAGGUCAAUCCUGUUUUGAAGUCACAAAGCAGUGGAUUGCUCCGGAGCUAACAGAAACGUUGUGUACCCUUACCAAACCAUAUGUAUUUUGAAACUGAUUUUAAAGGCACUAAAGUGGGCAUCGGAUUGCUGUGUAUACACAGCAAUCCGAUGCCCACUUUAGUGCCCGAGUACAAGGUCUUGAACUACGGGAACGCUGCCUUUAAGGAGCUGUGUCAUGGCUGUUUACUUCCUUUUGUUUAAAAUGCCAGUUACGCGUCGUUGUUCGCUAUAAAACUCGAGAAAUUACCUGUAAGUGACAAAAUCACAGUUUUGCGUCAAAAAAAAAAAUGUCUGCCAAGCAUCAUACCAAUCGUUACAAACAGCAAUAACUGAACAAGUUUGCAAAAACCACAAUUUGUAUCCCAUUCAAUCUUCAAGUUUGUCCAUCUGUUCUUCUUUUUGUAGUGUUGCUUUGUCAUUGAUACCAUCUACCUUUUUGAGCAGUUAUUUGUCAUUAAUGUUUCUUUCAAUUUGGUGGCGGUACCCAACGUUCACAGCUUCUUUAAUCAGAGUCUUAAAUACAAAUUCUUGAAAAAGUCUUGAAGUUUGCAGAGCAAUUUUCCAGACCUGUAAAACGUCUGGAAAAUAGGGUUAAAAUCCGGAAAAAUGGUAAAAAGUUUGGGUGCUUUUUCUCUUUUUCAAAGCAACAUAAAGUGCUUAAUAAGUGAUGUUUUUUUCCAUGGUCAAAUCCUAUUCAAUCUCGCUCGUAGCCAAGACAUUCAAUAACAGAAUAUUCUCUUAUGUCCGCAGUGCACCGUGGUCACUGUAGGUUUGCAGUGCGUCAUGAAAAAUGUUUGAAUCCUCCUUUUUUCAAGGUCUUUAUCGAUCAUCUACAGUCGAACCUCCAUGUGCGACCACACCUUCUGUAAACGACCACUUGACGCAUACUCGGAUCUCUAUGUUCGCUGUAUGUACCGUGCUACUUAGAAUAUAGUGACAGCAGGGAACUACACAUGACGUAACUUAGACAUGGCAUGCAAUAAAUAUCUUCCAUAAAGUAGGUGUGUCUAGACCUCUUCUUGGAAGAGGCCCCAUGUGCUUCAAUUCUUGUACGUGACCACCGUCUGUUCGACUGUAUUUGAUAACUUUGAGUCUGGAAAAAAAAACUAUUGGUUUGGAAUUAUGUCUGGUAAAGUCUUGAAUUUUGGAUCGAAAAAUCAGUACGAACUCUUGUUAAUGUACCCAGAGCUUAACCGUAAUUAGAACCAACCUUGGGAAGCAACUCCCCAUCCCCUCGGAAAUUGCCUUCUCUUGGACCUCCUCUCCCCUCGGAAUUUUCCGUUGCCCUCCGUGGAGAGAGUUGGGGAUAAGAAUAUUAUCUGGAACUACACAUUACAAUUUUUUCGGUGAUUAUUCUAGGCACCGCAUUACAAGUUGAAAAAUUUGGCCAAACAUUUUCAAGUUUCAGUUUACGUCCACUUUUGCCAUCCGUUGCAGUAGAAGACAGGAACAGUUUCAGAGCGUGAAUACAGCCCUGAAUAACAAAAAAUGGACCAUUAGUCGUUGAAAUCAAUUGAGCACGGACACGUUUUAAGAUUUGAAAAACAUAACAAAGAGCGUGAGGUAGCCCCUUUAAUCUUAAACAUGAUACUUACUUAGGGGCGAUGAUAUAACAGAAAAAAUCUAUUCACUUUUGUCCUCGUAAGGUUCAAUCAACAUAUGAUUAAGUUAUAAAUAUCCAUUUUUAGCGUGCCAAAUCCAGGCUAUCGGUCUGGCCAGCAGUGACGCUAUCCCAGACAACAGUUUCUCUGCCUCGACUCAUCGUUCUGGUAAUGAAGCUUCCAAAGGUCGUCUAAACGGAGAUGGCGCCUGGUCACCUAGCGGAAAUAGUGAUGACAACGACUACUUACAAAUUGACCUGAAAGACCAGUUCUUUAUCUGCGCCGUAGCCACUCAAGGUUCAAGUGCCAAUCAUUGGACAAAAAAGUACAAAUUACGUUAUUCGCUAGACAACUCAACCUGGUUAACUUAUCAAGAAAACGACACUGACAAGGUGUGUUUGGACACAAGAAAAUUUGCAACGCAAUUAGAGCUACUUAAUGGGCAUUUCCGAGUUGCUCCAAGCCUCUGUAUCAAAGCAAGGCUAAGUGCGAAACUAUUGAUAUGAAAAUAAUUAUCUCCUGAGAAUACCCAUUCUCUCAAGAAAUACUUGUUUUGAAGACCGGUAAUAGUGAAAUAACUGAAAGCCUGCUCAACAGAGAACCUGUUUUUUCAUCAGUAACUCACAAAUCUUACUCAGACCCCCUGGAAACAAACCUCUCCACCCCCUCGGAAAUUGUCUCCUUUUCAGGGGUACCCAACGAGAAUAUAGUUCAAAACCACUCAAACAUAGCAUUUUUAAAAGUCUUUUAGUAUUUAAACGGUAGUUAUAGGCAUAUUUUUAUCCCCUAAAAAUCUUUCAUCUGUUCGGGUUUCCUAGCUGAAAGUCUAAUUAUCCGAAAGUUAUAGGGAUCCAAUCUUACCUUUUCGAAAAUCUCAGCCAGAAAAAAGGUUACCAAAAAUUCUUGGUGACCUUUUUAGGGCAAAAUCCGUUAAAAAUGGGCAAUAAUACCAUUAGAUGUUCGAAAAUGCUAGGAGAGGCAGGCAAGCAAGAAAUUUUACAUCAAAUGUUCCGAAAAUUCUAGAUCUCAAAUCGUCUUCCGAACAGAUAUUUUCCGAAAACUGACGUUGGGUGCCCCUGUCCUUUUGGACGUUUGUAGUCGUUCGUAAUGACCAUAAUGAAAAAAGCGCGCUUCGUCGAGUUUUAUAAUAAUAAUUGCUUGCUCUGAGGACAUCUACGGUCGCUAUGUCAUCCAAAACUGUGACAAUGAUUACCUCCACCCGCUAUUUGCGAUUAAGCAACAUUUGGCAGGCAAGCAGAGUAUAUUAUGGAUUCCAAAAAUGAGGAUUACAGUCAAGGCAGGUGAAACGUACGGCCCAAGGUUCUAUUAAGGAAUUGAUUAUUUGUAAAAUGAAUCCGUUUGUCGUUCUUAUUAGUGCCAAAUUAAAAUCGGCAUUUCUGCAUGCGCAAUGAGCAGUGAAUAUUUUACGAGAACUUCUCUGUAUUUGGUCAGACGGAAAAUAUUUCAGUGGAUUAAAUUUCUUAGAAGACGUUGAAAUCAAAUUCAGGGAAACUGAGCUGGUAGAAAUGUCUUAACUGCCUGGCGUAUCAAUUCACGGCCACACAUACAUGCAAGAAUGCGAAGAUGAAUCUGAAAUCUACAACUACCGACGGACUCAACUUUCGAAUAAUAAAUUCAUUAAUGGAAUCUGUAACCGUUUUCAUAGUGCCCAUAAUACACUCUGUUAAACCCGGAUUUUUUUUCUUAAUUUCCCUUGGGACGACCCAAAGAAAAUUUGUAUGACCAUUAAUUUUUUUUUUGGAUUGGGGGUAGUGGGAACAAGAUGUUUUAUGGUCAAUGUGAAGAAAGUUAAAUUGGAAAGAUUUUAUAUAAAAAUACAAAAAUAAAAAAUUCCGCGGUUACACGAGACAACUUUUUGUAGGCUAACUGAUGUUAGGUUUACUAAGGGAAAGUUGCGUUCUACCCGCGGGUUAAGCUAUUCGAUCUGAAAAAAAAAAUUGCUAAGGUAACUUUUGCACCAAAAAAAGAGCAGCUUUAGAACCUAUUUUCUUAGUCUAGUGGUUACAUUUAAUUUACAACAAUGUUAACUGUUUGCAGAUCUUUAACGCCAAUGACGGGGAGGAUGAUAUCGUCAAACACAGUCUGGUUGGUAUAGUUAGAGCAAGGUUCAUUCGCUUUCAUCCGACAGAGUUUGAAGCUGAAAAAGCUUUAAGAGUAGAGGUGUAUGGAAUACUCACAACAACAGGUAAAUUGUGUAUAGUGUAGUCUGAAAUGUCAACCCCCUUCCCUAACCCCCAUUACCCGUCGGUUUUGUAAAAAUAGUGCUUGGGACAGUUUGAGAAAAUAAUGGUCAACGUUCGGUCUCCGUCUAAGAGAAAUCCGGCACAACUGUGUAAUGUGCACGAAGUAGUAACAACCUUAAAAGCGUUCGAAUAUAGUUGAGGAUAUCGCCGUACAAUCACACACUAAUAGCGAAGUAAAGUGAAGCUUACUCACAAGCCCUAUUUAAUAUGAUUUAUAUGGAUUCAUUGGAGCAUAUCGGUGCAUAUACUUUCCCAGAAAUUUGCACCAACUAGGUCAUUUUUUGAAAGUGGACAUUUUUCAUCUUCUUCUUUCUUGAGAUUAGUUUUUGUGACCACAAAUAAAAAUUAAUUGUUGCUUAUUACCAACUAUUGUUUUUAGUUAGCUUCCGUGGAUGUCGAUAAGUAUUCUCUCUUGAAGCAUUAUGACACAUUUUUUUGUAAAAAUGCUAUUUCAAUGCAUUGAUGAAAACUAUUAAUUCAGUUCCUGCUGUUGGUAUUUCUCUUCAGUCAAGUACCAUUUCUUUAUUCUUUGCGCAAUCCAUAGGCCCUCUAACAAUAUAUGGUAAAUAAUAGGUAGAUUUUUCAUCAUCCGGAUUGAGAGAAACACAUCUUUAGUAACGUUCUUUCGGAGCAGUGAUAAAAGCUGUUGAGGUCUUGUCGGUGUUGUUGUUAUUGUUGUUUUUUUUCUUUAAAGUUCCCUCUCUGCUUUUCUUUCAUGUUUUCUUCCCACACUGAAUCUCUAGGUCCUCUAGCAAUACACAGUAAAUCAUCAUCCAGAUACUUACUUUUCUUCUAGCGCCAAGCCGUGCUCCCACAAGCUUUAUAGUGACCCCUGCCUCCUCCACCAGUGUUCAAGCAUCCUGGAAGUUACCAACGGUAGACUUCAAGGCGAUUACAGGAUUCAGGCUACUGUACAGAAACUUAAGCUCUGCUGAGGAUCCACUUACCGUCAUAACCAUUGAAGGCUACUCUACCCUUAGCCAUGAAGUCACUGGACUUGGGAUAUUCACAAAAUAUGAAUUUCAAGUAUUAGCUUUUUCAAUUAUGGGUGAUGGACCGUCAAGUGCCGUUAAAACUGUGAGAACUAACGCGGAAGGUAAGUAUUCACUGUGGAGCUAUUUCUAAGUGCUAGCCUUUUUUGAGGAUACCGACGAUAAUCAAUUUAUCUUGCUCUUUCUCAAAGAUUGAAAUUGUCGCUCGCCCACUCCCCAAUAAGAGUGUGAAGGCGCCUCGAACGAUUGGCAAUCGUUGAUUACUCGCCCGAUUACGUCUUCAAUCCUGCCUUCUAUUAUAAUACUCUAUUUGUCUCCAUAUCUGUUUUGUCGUUUUACCUAUAUCGCUGUUGGGAACAGAUGAUCAAGGUAGAAUCUGUCUUGAAUUUUUAGGGACAGAUUGUUUUUUUAAAAUGCAUUUAUAUGGAAUAUUUUUUUAGGGUAGAUAAAGGCAUAGUAAUAAUUAUUGUUUUCUGGUGCAGGCUAAGGCCGUUGCAUUUUUUUUUAAUCUCUGCGGGAUUGACAAAUUUAGAUAAUCGAAAUGCAUCCUUGUUAUUGUAGUCAAAUGCCAUCAUCCUAAAUAUGUCCUUUUGACUUCUCGUUUUCAGCUCCUUCACAAGCCCCUGCGAACCUGGUUGUGACUGUCAACAACUCGACUAGUGUUUUAGCGAACUGGCAACUUCCCCCCGGGAUAUCCCAAAAUGGAGUUAUUUUGGGAUUUACACUGUACUACCGGAUAAAUGGCACCUCUGGUCAAGCGAACACUGUCACUGUUCACGAUGGAACAGUUCUCUCUACAACGAUCACGGGGCUGGGGAAAUUUACAGGAUACGAAUUCCAAGUGUCAGCAUUCACUAACGCUGGGGACGGACCGAGAAGCUCUGUUGUGACGGAGAGAACAAGUGAAGAUGGUAAGACAUGUACAGUCAAUGUAAGAAUGAAAACACGUACAUGUACAUGAACGAUCCUUUCGGCUAAGCUUAUAUGCGUUAGGCUACGAAUUCUCAGUUCUCAUACUUGAAAUAUCAUUUGCCUGAGGAAACAGCCCACAUUUCCAACGCCACGACAGGAUUGCCCAACGAAAUGACGUCUCUGAGAAAAGAGCGCAGAAAUUACAUACUGAUGACAGUGCCUCGGAUUGAUUGAAAUUUUGCUUUAACCAAUCAGAAACACUACGAUCAAGUUGAUGUAUUCAAUAAGUUAUUCCUUGACACGCUGAGUGAACAUGCACCAAUUAAACGUAUGAAGAUCAAAUCACGCCCGAAUCCGUUUCAUCACACCUGAGAUCAAACAAUUGAUGAAAACCCGUGAGAGCUGGCAUAAAAAGGCGAUUAAAACAAACGACAAACUCCACUGGAACGCUUUUCGAUUUUUUAUACAGGAAGUUGUGAAUAUCCCAAAAGAAUUGUAGUAAGUUUCAUUGGUAUCUUUGUGCCCAAGAGAACUUUCCAAUAUAAAGAGUUAUAUUUAUUUUUGUCGAAUGUAAGUAUUAUUACGACCUCUUUGUUUAUUAUUAAAUUUUUGAAUGUUUCUUUUUCUUGAUAGCACCCAGUUUCGGUCCAGAUACAGUUUUCACUACUGAACUGAAUGAAACAACAUUCAAGGUUUCAUGGGCUCUUCUACCAACGGAGAAGAGCAAUGGGAAAGUCGUUCUCUAUGAAGCAAAUGCGCAGUUGGUAGCCACGAGAGGACGCUCACGGCGAGCAGUUGCAAGCAGCAAAGGAGUCAAUACAACAAAAACCUUUGCUUUUUUUUAUGAUUUCCUCACUUGUUCCCAGUACAGUAUCUCUGUUCGGGCUUUUACGGCCGUUGGACCCGGGCCCUAUGGUACGGCCACAUCGCUACAGACAUCAAGUAAGUAGUCAUAGUUACCUCAAGCCUCUGUUUCAAAACUAGGCUAAGUAAUAAACUUUUCUUGUGAAAAUAAGUUUUCUGUGCAUGAGAAUAGAAAAUCAUUGUCACAUCAAUGGCUUCGCUAAGUAAUAAACUUUUCUUGUGAAAAUAAGUUUUCUGUGCAUGAGAAUAGAAAAUCAUUGUCACAUCAAUGGCUUCGCGCUUAGUCUCGUUUUGAAACAGAGGCUUGGGGUAACUCGUAAAUGGCCUGUUAUAUACCAAAAAUACAUUAUAAAAAUACAUUAUUUGUUGGGAAAUAAGUUUUCUUUUUUUCCGAUAACUUAACCACUUUUCCCAUGAUGCAAGGAGAGGUAGGGAGCAUGGAACUGACGAUGUUUUUAAACUUUUAAUCUAAGAAGUUUAUGCCAGGUAUUUUAUUCUUUUGCCAAAAAGUACGAUUUUCUUGGAUGAUUUUGGCUCUUCCUUUUAGAACAUCCAAUCAUCAAAUUGUAGAAAAAAAGAAAAAGAAUUCAAUGAAUUUGCCUUUAAAGCUUUAAUUAGUAUCUGAAUUCAAAUUUUGCAUUAACUGUGGGUUCUCUUAACUGAGCUUAUACCCGGCCAUGGCGGAGACAAUUUGUUCUGUAAUCAUACGAGUGAUUAGUGAUCGUUUAAUCACGAGUAUAAUUACAGACCCAAUUAGACGACACGAAGUUCUGUUACUAAUUAAUCAAUUUGUGAUAUAGAAGGUUAUUUUUUAAACAAGAAAUUCCAAGACUAUUUUUUGCUAGCAGUGAAAAAAAAAAGCCAUUUAAGCGCGCGCGUGAUGGCGUGUACUAUCUAAUUACUUAGGUAUGAAGCGUACUGUCCAAUUAAGGUGAUUCCAUAGUAAAAGAACCUAACAUAGAUUGUAGCUAAAACUUGGUACACUGAUGUAACAAGUCAAGAAGAUGAUAAAAAAGUAAUAAAAAGUGGUGGUCACCGUGCUCGUUUUGACGUCACAAUGCUGACAAAUACGGCUAUUUAGGACCCUUUUACAAAAACCACGGGCAGCCCAAAACUAGACAAAAAGGAAACAUUUUUUCGAUGAUGCAUGUGGCAUCACACAGAAUUUGACUUUAAUGUAUUGUUUAUCCACUUACGUACCAGAAAAAUGCCUUUUAAUGCCCUUGUUUUUACUUCACGCUCCAAAGUAGAAUUAAAUUGGACGCGCGCUUUUCGACCCGUGAUGGCUCAAUCCGUACAAUUUAGUAAAAUUGCGGAAAAACUGAACAUAGAUUUGUGCCAAUUUUUUUCUAAAAAAAAGGAAGCACUGUCCUUAUUAAAGUCAUGAAAUAAAAAAUGGGGUCAUCGCACUCGUUUUUGCGGUAGAGCUGCAGAAAGUGUGCACCAAACGCAUUUUCUCCGAUUUUUGAGAGAGGACUGGGGGGCGAGUUUCAAAAUAGAAUGUAUGUGAAAGGGUAAGAAAGUAUUAAAAAAAUCUGUUUUUACAGAAUUUACAUCGAAAUAUCACAUUUAGGACACAAUGUGAUAAAGAAAGUGUUUAAAUGAAAAUCAAAGUGAGCAAGCACAAGUUAAACAUCCACUAUCGAGGUUCUCCGAGAGGUGGUCGAACUCAGCAACACACCUACUGCUUACGUUAUGCACAUUCCCAACACAUUAAGUCUCACCUUGCCAAGAAAAAACAACAAGCAAAAAUUCCAAUAGCGUUUCUCUUCAGUCAACUUCAUUUUAAUAAUAUUACUUCACAUGCUGUUUUUUUUACGGCGGCCAUCUUGUUAUGUGCAUUAAGAGAUGCGCAGUGCAAAACUAGGGAAUCACCUUAAACUGUUUUAGGAGGCACUGUGGCCGAGUGGUCAGUGCGUCGGACUCGUAAUCCGUUGAUCCCGGGUUCGAGUCCCGCUCUGUCGACUUGCUGGAUUUGUUGCCGGUCGUCCCGAGCUCAAAUCCUCGGCAACGCUUGUAAAUAGCCAACUGGCCCAGGUUGUUCAAACGUUGGAUAGCGCUAUCCAGCGGAUAAAUCACUAUCCAGCAGAUAGCGUAAUUGAUUUCUGUAAUAAUUAUCGGCUGGAUAGUGAUUUAUCCGGUGGAUAGUGCUAUCCAACGUUUGAACAACCGGGGCCUGGUUGCCUCCUGCCAGUUGGGGUUUUUAAUCCUGUUAUGUUUGUAUUUGAAUUACUUGUUUUGAAGUAUUUGAGUGGAGGGCCUGUAGACUAGCUAGAUAAGCUAAGUGCGCUUUCCACUAUAAAAAAAAAAGGCCUUUUAUCAAGGCUGAAAUCAGGGCAGUUUAUAGCCAAUCAGAUUUGAGAAUUUUGUUAUAGUUUUGAUAAUAAUAAUAAUAAUAAUAAUAAUAAUAAUAAUCACAACAACAACAACAACAAGCUGAAACGAGUCAUGACAGUCGCAAAGAAUUGAAUGGAAAGCACCGGUUUGAAGGGGAAUGAGAAGAAGUGUGCAGUGAUACACGUGAAGUGGGGGCAAGUCGAGCAAAGAAGUGGAGAUAUGAAGAUAGCUGAUCUUAAUCCUAUCAAGAACCUGGACCAACAUAACACCUAUAAGUUCCUAGGCGUUUUCGAAAACACCAAGCAAGAGGAUAAGCAAGUACUGGAAACCGCAGCAAAGACAUACUUACAGAGGCCAUCAAUCAUCUGGUCCAGCCCAUUGUCAGAUCAUGCAAAGGUAGUGGCGUCCAAUCAGAACGCUUUACUAGUACUUACAUACUUGGUGUGGACACAAACUUGGCAGAUAUCAAACAUCUAAAAGCUUGACCGACAGGGAAGAAAGAUCAUCGUGGAGAAUGGAGGAAAUCUCCCCAAGGGAUCAACAGCGAUACUCUACAUGUCUAGGAAGCUCGGUGGAAGAGGUCUCAAGUCCGUGGAGAAUGAAUACAAGAACACUAAGAUCAAAUCAGCAGUAAAGCUUUAUUGCAAGGCUGACGCUACAAUGGCAGCCGUAAGAUCGUUUGAACAGCUAGCCGUACAGAAUGGACGCCACUCCGUCAUUAAAGAUGCCAAGAAGUACGCAGCAGAGGAGCUGGAUCUUCAGUUGUGGUUAAACUUCCCUAACCCAGUUGCUGUCGCCGAUGGUAAGGAAGUCGAAGCUAAGAAGGUAAAGUAGGCAAUCUUCAAAGCCCGCCAGCAGGAGAUACAAUCAACGGUAUCUAAGGAGAGGUGGCAAGGAAAGCUUAUCAACAACAGAUGGGACGAAGAGAAAGUUAAAAUGGAGGAGUUUUUUGCGUGGCUUUCUUCAUGGAAGAAUGCCCCAACGCAUACCAUCGCUUAAGUACAAGAGCUUUACCAACAACUGUUACCUACCAAGGUUUGCUACAACAGAAAAACAAAAUCAUAAGUCACUGAUGAAAAAUGCUGCCUAUGCGGGGAUUCCCUGGAGAAUGGGCAGCACAUUCUAUCUGGCUGUAGUGCAUGGGCAGAGACUAAGUACCUACAGAGACAUAACAAUGCUUUUAAUAUCUUAUUCUUUGAAAUCCUUAGAUCCUUAGAUCCUGUUACUAAAGUUGCAUGACGUCAUCGGCAUUAAUUAAAACUAUGACAUCAUCCUAUCUUAAUGGAAUGCAUGACGUCAUCGGCAUUAAUUUAAACUAUGACAUCAUCCUAUCUUAAUGAGAUGCAUGACGUCAUCUGCGUUAAUUUAUUCCCCCGCAAGUUGAUGAAAUUCCCCCGCAAAGAACCGGAGUAAAACAUCCCUCCUCCACUACUCUAGGAAACUGACCACCAACCCCUCCCCUUAGCCAACAUUUUGCCUUAAGUGAGAAGUAAGUGUUAACGUUGGCUUAGGAGAGGGGUAGGUGGUCAGUUGGAUAGAAACCUAAAUUGAUCCUCCUGGCCAACCCCUUAAGUUUCCCUCUCUGUCCCAUAACUCUCUCUCUCGGGUAGGAAGGUGGCUUUCAUGCCGGGCACGUCUGUCCAUUUCAACCAUAUGUAAUUUGCCUGGAUUUAUUACCGGUACGUUUUCUCUCAAGGGCCAGCCGCACCUAGAGUGUCAGUGGCCAUGAUUGAAGAAACGAAGGUGAGGCUGAAAUGGACGCCACCCACAAAUGUCCCAGUGGGGGGCGUCAAAUACAAGGUGAGAGGUGUAUAAAGGACGCUGACUAGAGGUCGAACGUAAUACAUUUAGUCAGGUCUCUAAAAUAUAGUCCGGAUCGUUACAGACGUGACAAAAGUGUCAAAUUUGGCACAGAGCUUCCUUAGCACCUACCGAUUAAUACUGGAGGGGGUGCCCGUUACAAAUGGUUCUAAUUACAGAUUAAAGGGGGGUUAACUUUCACCUAUAAUAGCAGAUUGGGUGCCCUGUGGCGAAUACUCUUCCUGUUUGAUUUGGCUAAAAAACAUUUGUUUCAAAUUUUUAAGUUUUUCGCGGAGCUUCCGCGCGCGCUUCGCGCGCGCGUAGCGGAACACCAUGGGUAAGAAAAUUUGGUAAACUACCCACCCCAGAAAAUUUGGUUAUGACGUAGCGUAUGUCCGUCCGUACGGACUUUCCGGGUAGUGGAAAGUAGUCCGCAUGGACUCUUAGGGUAGGGGAAAGUAGAGAUUUUUUGGCGGGAAAUCGCAUGGUGCAACGCGUUAUCGUCGCGCAAUUAUAUCGCGCAACUGGUUUUGAAAAAAAGAAAGCAAGUAGAAAGAGUCAGAGCGAGAAGAAGGAGAGAAAAUUAUAGUGAAAAACGCCGGCAAGCAGAACGAGACAGAGCUAGAAUGAACAGACAAAGGCAACGCGAAAGAGAAAUACAAAGGUAAAGAGAACGGCAGCAAAAUAAUGACAUGAUGACAGAAAGUGUUGUGUUAAUGUCACUAUGGCCCCGCGCUAUUAACAUUUUGAUUUCAAACUGAUCUCGGACUCGAAAAUUCAGCCAGUAAUUUAAAAAUACAAGCAGGGGAGACAGGCUUUUCACUUUUCUCACCAUAGUCACGCGUUGAUCACGCUCUACGACCGUCCAAUUUUUAUGCUCUGAUUGGUCAAAAUUUGACAGGUGAGUUCAUGCAGAAACUGAUUUAUACAGCAUCUUGAACCUUGUUUACUUUCAGUUUGACAGCUGAAGCUGACAGAGUAUUUUGUCAACUUGUAAUGUUUUUUACUGUCUUUUUCCACUGGAUGCUUAAAAUGAAAUACAGCUGCUAUCAACAGUCUUCUUUGAUUCAUGGCUGGUUUGUUUAUUGAAUUUUUGGUCGGGAAAUGCGCCGGUUGCCAAAGUUGGAAAUCCGAUUUCGGAUGCAUCGCUUUCGUUUUUACCUUGCUGGAUGCGGGUUGAAAAGACCCUCAAGCGAUUCUGGCCUUACUUUAUAGCUUUCAAGAGCUGCAUCUCGAAUGGUAAGCCUAAGUAAUUAUUGUAUACAGUGUAUGUUUGUUUUUUUAUAUCUAAUUUCAUGAAGUCGAGCGCAGUUUAUGAGGCUAAUUUAUGCACGUUUGUAUAAAGAUCUGAGGCAAUGAUCUGAUCUAGUAUAUAUAAGCUUACAGAACUUUAAAAAGCCUUUAGUCGAUAUUUUCUCUCCGCAUAUAGAACGAAAAAACGUUCCGAAGAGUAUUUAGUUUUAAUUUUGGCUGCAGAAAGAAAGCUUUGAGCGAUUUUCUUGCCUCGAGUUCAUCUUUGAAAACAGUAAACACCAGGAAGCCAGCUAAAAGCUUUAAGCUUAAGCUUAAAGGCUAAGGAUUUUUAGAGACGCUUUAAUACUUGUCUUCGUGAAUGAAAAUUGUUGUCUCUGUAAAUGUUUCACCGAAUUACAUUUCUUUUAUUGAUUGUUAGUAGUCUCUCACAAUUUUAAUCGCUUUGCCGUUUGUUUUCAGUCGUUCAUAAACAACGCUUGCAGGAGUACUCAAAAUGCUGCUCGUAUCAAACGCUUUUUAAGAUUACACAUCGUUAUAAAACCAUUUAAUAAAAAAAAUAAACACAAUAAAUUCUUUAUUAUGUUGAAACGCGUAACUCUUUUAAUGUUCACUGAAAAUUUGGCGCUUGUCAAAAGUAAGAACCGGCUGGCCGUAUAGGUGAUUUUGGAAAUUUUUGGAACGGUUUUGCUAAAAGCCCACGGGUGCUUCGUACGGUUCUGAAUAUUGAAUGAGUGCAAUUUGUCUUGAAAAAUUGUGAAAUACUGCAUUUUGUGUGAGGUCUAUAUGAUAAAAACAACGCCUCAUAUUACUGUUUCAGAUGUGAUGUAUAAAAAGUAUGAAAUGUUGGUUUACACGCUUCCAGAGUUGUUGGCAAGAUUUUGUUAAGUAAACUUGUCGAACGCAAAAAAUUCGGCCUGAUUUGUUUUCCAAAAAUUCGUUUUCCAGGCCUAAUCUACAGUGAUCAAGAGCCAUUAUGGCUCUAAAAUGUGAUCGAAGAUAAUUGCUAUUUUUUGGGUGUAUAUAUACGGCUAUCAAUUCGAUGUAAGAUUUUUUUUUCACUCUAAAAUCACUUAGCCUUAGCUUUCCCUUAAAGUUAACUGAUUUGUGGAUUACAAGUUUAUUGUUUGAUUUAAAUUAUAAAUUUAUUAAUGGGAGCUUCGCUUUUAGCCCUGGCUAAAUCUAUAUAUUAAUUUAGUAAUGUUUAGUUGUUGUUACACUAUUCGAAAUAGUUUACAGUCAAACCAGGUCAAGCGUUCCCGUCGCUAACGAACUAAUGAAUUCAUUCACGGAAAAAUGAUUUCGUUUGUUGAUUCAAUAAUCCAUUCAUAAAAUGAACAAUCCAAUAUUCAUAUUUAGCCUCGAUUCCAUAAUCGAAUGUUGAUUCGAUUACUGUUUUUUGAAAAACUACACUUUCCACAAGUUGACCUCAGAAUUUUGUUUUUUCCUCUUUUUUUUUCUGAGAGUCGAGUGCUGGCGAGUUCUGAAGUUCAAACCCAAACAAACUGUUACAUGUACGCCAGUUUGCUGCCAGUAAUCAGUGCAACAGACCUAUGCCUGACCUCUUAGAAAACACAACGGUCAAACUAAGGUCAGUGUAUGUGCGGUGAUUGGUGAAUUUCGAUCCUCGGCCUUUGUCAGUUUCUCGUAGUUUCUUUGCGUUUGCGGUCUGUCUAUUCUAGCUGUUAUUUUGAUUAAAGGCAAUGAAAAACGCAAUCGUAAACGGCAGGAAAAAGGAAGCAAAUACGAUUGAACACAACAGACAAGAAUAAAGAACAGGUAGAUUUUGUUCAUAAACCAAAUCAACAUUUGAUUAUUGAAUCGAGGUCCAGUUUGACCGUUGGAUUAUUCAUUUUAUGAAUGGAUUAUUGAAUCAACAAACGAAAUCAUUUUUCCAUUAAUGAAUUCAUUAGUUUGUUAGCGACGGGAACGCUUGACCUGGUUUGACUGUAACACGUACAUGAUACUGACUAGUGCCCAGUCUCCACACGGUAAGUGUGGCCAUGUUCACUGUGCGGAGGGGGGCAUGCGGGGUUACGGUAUUGCGGUAUAGAGUGUUUUCACUCACGUGGCCAGCAUCUAUGCAAAUUUAUUGGAACAAAAGAAAGCAUUUGCAUAAUAAAAGAGUUCAACUCCCACAGGACUCGUUUCGGACACCAACAUGGCCGCCGUUUCAUUGUUUUGGGACACCAAUAUGGCCGCCGUGAAGUCAUGUGAAAACACUCUAUUGAGCUUUUUUUUCAAGCGGCAUUUCGGUAAUUUUGAUUUUCAUAUGCGGUAUGCGGUUUUUCAUCCUUUUCGUUUACGGUAUUCGGUAAAAGAAGAUCGUUCACGGUAUUGCAGUACCAUUCAAUUUCACUCCCCUGUCUAAUACAGGUUAAUACAACGUACAGUAAAGUAAACAGGUUAAUAAAAGUAACACUUUAGACUUAAUGGUGAUGACCGGGCUUUUCAAUCGUUCUACCGAUCAAUUCAAGGUCUUUUCAUGUUUUCUCCUGAUGUCUAAAGUUGAUUUCUGGUGCAUACAUGCUUGAGGUGGCAAACUCGCGAGAUGGAUACAGCUUUAAGUAAAACGUGACCAAUCAUAAAAUUCGGUAUCGGUAUUUCGUCGAGUUUGGAGACGGCUUUUCGACUAAGACUUAUCAUUACAUAUCAGUUUAAACAGAUCACAAAGCCAGCUUUCAAAGAUGUCAUACAGUAACAUAAAACCCAAAUUCAUCACAUCCUAAACGAUAGAAUCGUUAAAUUUUGACAUGCCACAUAAACUACCUCAUGAACCGUAACCGACAAAGCGCCCACUUUGUAAUUGUACAGCUAAGAUUAAAAUAUAAUUUGCUUCGUUGGUAACCCUGUCCUUGAGAUAAUGAUUAAAACAUGUCAACCUCGUCCUUAGGGAGAAAAGGAGGAGCAAAGGUAGCACAGUUGCUUAAUUAGUGCGCAGCCUUCGGUGCGCGAGGUCCCAAGUUCGAUCCCCGAUGUCAACACAUCCUUCAACUUCUCUCCUUUCGGUGUAGCUUUGACUAGCUUUAAAUACCCUUACAACGGAGCAUUAAUGGAGAGAGGGGGUAAACGGAGCGCACCGUCGACCUCAACCUUAUCAGUUAUUAUUACUGUCACGAGUUAUUGACGUAAAAUAUGGUUUCUUUACCUUUUUCCACCUUUUUAUUAAAGGUCAAAUGAACCAAAAAUUCGACAUUUUUUAUUUUAGUUCAAUUCUAGUGAAAUGUGUUUAAUAUGAACCAAAUAAACAUACUAUGAGGUCUCAGCUCAAUUGAAGCCAGUAUCUCCGAGAUAUUUGCAAUUAAAAAUUGCUAUUUUUUGGCCCUUAUCUUCGUAGAGCGGUCGGAAAAAUUGUCGGAAAAAACAGCUUGUGACGUCAAUGUUGGUCAGGUGAAAAAAAGCGGGAAAUUCCAAACAGAGUUUUUCGCGUCGACUUGGCGCAGAAGUGGUUUGUGCGGCCAUAAACCUGGAAAGAACAGGCAAUUUGUCUUCAAAAGUCGCAAGCUGUGGUUAUAACCUUCUUAUUAUUUAAUUUUCUCGAAGAAUACAUCAUAGUAAACUGACUUUAACGACAUUUACUAAUUUCCUUGAGUUGUACUGGAAAUGUGCGUGCGUAAGUCCGAUUUUUUUCAAGAUGCAUUCACAAAAUGUGUUCAUAUGACGAAGUUCCCGGAUAUAUAAGGUCCGGAGCUCCACAGUGGACACAAAAACAAAAUAUCUUUGUAUAAUAAUCUGCCCAAAGAAAUUCAAGUUUGCCCACAAUGUGUUUGAGGUCACUGAACUUUGUCGCACUCGAGCAGAUAUUUUAAAACCCACGCUCGAUCGGACACUUAUAGCUUCGCAGAUCACUAAAAUGUAAACAAAAUCCUCAAUGUAGAAGUUUUGGCGUUGAUAUGUGGGCAGAAAAAGCGUUAAUCUUUCUCUAGUAAACCUUCCCCAAGAUCGGUUUCAAAGCAACCAUAGAUUUCUAAACUUGAUCGUUUCGCGCAGAUUAAUUUUGCUUUAUGUUGUCAAGUUGAACAUGCAUAACACCUGCUAAAAACCUACGCGUUAGUAAGAUUUCCUUCAAACAAAGUUAAAGUUACAUUAUUGCAAAAACUUCUUUCCAAUUAUGUAUAAGAUUUAAUUACCGAUUGAGGUCACUUUAAGGACCAUAGACGCCACUUAAAGCUGGCAAAGAGAUACGACAAGCAAAGAACAAUUCCAUCAUGCAUAAAAUUCAGCUUAAGUGAACUAAAAAAAGCUUCAAUAAGGUUGCAAAACAACAAAUUUUCAUUAAAAAAAACCACAAGGCUUAAGACUCUUAUAACUGCUGACAAAGAAGAAGUGAAUUUUCUGUACGGAAACAACCUACCUAAAGAUCUUAAAAGCAAAAGAUCAGUUGCAAGCUUCGCAGCCAAGCCAUGAUUCCGACUAUACCGUAGCUAGAUUAGCUACUUUUAAUAACUGGUCCAUGCGAGGGUCUUCAUUCAAGCAAAUUAAACUCAGCAAACUGAAUCAUUAGAAAGUACAGAAAACUGCACAUACGGAUUUGUUUUGCUCGCUUCAGUCAAAUCCAGCUCCAGCAAUUGUUUACGGGCAAAGAGUCGAUUGUUUUGAAGUCACUGCUGGCAGUUGUCGUUCUCCGCUACUUCACAGCGAGUGAAAGGAAAAUUUGCGUACAGAAAGAUAACAAAACUAUGUAAUCAAAACUGAAAAAACCAAAGGAAAAAAACUCUGACUAUUGUUACUUGAGCAACAGAAAAAUGAUCGAAGUAGUCUUUUCUUCUCGAGUAAGCUUGCUGGCCUUCUAAAGUUCCGAGAAAGUUUUUAAAACUUAAGAGCUUAAAAGCGCACAAGCUUGUUCAAUUGCAUGCGUUAGCCGUUACGGUUCUUUGACUGAAGACAAGGAUAAAGCUGGUUCUGCAAAGGUAAAUAAAUCUGGGCAUGUAAAAAAAGUAACCAUAACUACUAAUAACAGAAUAUACAAGCAGGUUUUAAUUCAACCCGGCGAAAGAAGGCGAAGCACUAGACACAAAAUCAACUCAAAUCGAAUGCACAAUUAUCAGAAAAAUACAAACCUUUUUGGAAAUGUUCAAAACGUUUUAUUCCACCUCAGACUGACAGUUAUCUGUUUUUACUCUAACAUUGGUUGUUCUGAAUCCAAAGUAAUUUUAAAGUGACGAAAAAACAACAAAAGCAAAAAAAAAAAGCCUUUACAACGAGCAAACGUUCGCACCUAGUGUAUUUUAUUCAUUCUCACUCAGAACUCUCACAGAACGAGACAAACAAACGCAGGCAAUAAGGGAUGCGCAGAAACUUGCGCAGAACGUUUUUCCGCCCUGAAAGACCAACAUUGACGUCACGGACGUCACGUAGUCUCCAGUCUAUCACGCGGCCAUUUAAGAAACGUUUUCGUGAAGUUUUCGGAAAUGCUCGGAUUUUGAUCUUUUAUCUUUCUAUAAAGGCUGGGGAAGAAAAAUCUUUACCCAAAUCUCACCUAGGAUGGUUCUUUUUAGUGUUUGGUGAAGGUAAAGCGACAAAAAAAAAUAUGUCAAAUUUUUUGGUUCAUUUGACCUUUAAGCCUUGGGGACGAGGUUGUAAAACAUACCUCUCCAGGAAUUUUUGACACUCUUUAUUUUUUACACAUUUGCAUUUAAAAAGAAGUGUAUGAGGUCCCUGCAUGCCUAGACACCUGUAAGCGGCUCAUUCAGUUCAGAGUCCUUGCACCAGAGUGUUAAAGAUAGGUCUAUACGAUCUUUCGAAAAAAGGAAGGUCGUGCGUUACAAUUUACAAACAAACUAACUUCAGAAGAGCUGAAAUUUACAGAAACAAGGCCUCUUUUAGCCAACCAAUGAUGCAUCAUUUAUGAAAAUGAACGUAAUUUGUUUGAUGCAAUUAGGCGAAUACCUUGUGGUUACGAAAUCUUACGAUCAUGAAUUCCUCAAGAGCAAUUCAGUCACCAACCUUUCACAAAAUAAUGCUGUGGAAAAUAAAAGAAAAUACCAAAAAAAGCAAGGGUGAACAAUAAUUAUGGCCUGGUCCCUUAUAAUGAUGGAGUGGUCAUGAACAAGAAGCCCAUCAGCUCCAACUUUGACCACUCAAACAGAUUUCUGACAGAUUAAAUAAGCAAAACUUUGCAUUCACUUAUGCCUAUGUUGCCACACCAGGAGCCUAGAAAUCGGCUCCUGGUCACACCUUGCUUUUAUUGCUGAAUAUCAUUUUCAAGAGCUUUACGAAAUAUUUUGUUAAUAGAGGUGUUUUGAACAUGAUUGAAAUUUAGAGAUGGUGACAAAAACGAACACAAAAAAGUCACAAAAGGAGAUGCAUAAAACAACCGCAAUCUAAUAUUCGUGUUAAACCGAUAUAAUGGCUCCUUUGGCUGCUAUGCUGACGUUUUUGAAAAUGGAAGUAGUAUCACAGCUAGUCCCGGGUUAGAUAUACCGUUUAUUACCACUUUCACAGUUCCUGAGACUUAGGGCCUGUUAACAUAAAGGUGAGGGACCCCAGGUAGGUGAGAUAACCUGCUUAGGUGGGGUAAAAAAAUAACCCUCCUUUACAUGUAAUCUUACAACCCCGCCAUCCUGGGGUGCAGUUUCUCAAGAUUAUUAAAUGGUCGCUAAGCACGUAAACAAGAAAAAUGCUAGCAAACCACGUCUACGCUCACUUGCUGCUCUUGCUGCAACCUUCAGUGUUGUGGCUUUCUAUUGUUGCCUUUAAUAAUUAUGCCACCCGGCGCCAAAGUGAAUUUUGCGCGAAUUUGAUGUAUCACGAAUCCGACCCCGACUAGCCUGGGUUACCUCACCUUGAAACGUUGACAUGGCAAAUUUGACCUCAGCUGAGAGGGUUACCUGGUGUGGCAGACCGGGCUACCCACCUUGAAGGUUCACCCCACCUAUCAUGUAAACGUGAUCAAAUUAAAAUGAGGGAUUGUAUGGACAGGUGGGUUACCCCAACUAAGUGGGUUACCCUCUCCUCCAUGUAAACAGGCCCUAAAAGUUAGCCCGGCUCCCUUUCCACAGUUUCAGCAGUUAAACCAUUUACCAUUUAUCAUUUGAGUCAAUCUUGUACCACUUGAGUCUCACUUUUACGACUUGAUAAGCUGUUAUUAUUUUUGGACAUGAGUGCUUCAGUGCCAAAUGCAGAGGCUUCAUGAUAAAGUGUGCUGUUUUUUGAAGCUUGGGCUAACUUGUUUCUUUUUUCCGUUUAUGAGACCAGAUUCUUUUUUGUUUGUUUUUGCUUUGUAAAGCUUAGACAAACUUCGGGAAUUGUAAAUGAUAUGACUUGUGCCACGGUGCUUGCUUCUCUGUCAAAACAUGCACGUGCAUCCAGCAGAUAAAGAGAGACUGAAAGGUAUCCAGGCCUAUGUUAAGCUGAAAAAUUAAUUACCUCCCUAGGAAAGAAUUAUUUGGGGUUCUGUCAUUUCGUUAUGUGCUCUUCAUGAACAGCUGUCAUAAAUCCCUGAUAAUAUGUGAUACAACAGACUCUUUGACAAUUUCUUUUUUUCUGAAAUUUUGUGUGUGAAUCGCUAUGCCAUACGCUUUCUUUAGCUUAAAGUAACGUGUAAUGACAAGUAAUACUUGAUAAAUAAGGCUUAAGCCACACAAUAAGGCCUCCUCUAAUUGAAGUACAUUAGAAAAGGAGAAUAGAACCCCAGAAGCUGACUACUUGCAAGUUUUGAGGCAAAGACGAGGCCAUCUUACAAAUGACUUAUGAGAAUGUGGGCGGACUGUGGACUUGCUUCAAGGGCACAGUAACAAUCAACUUAAUUAUACAAUCAACAAGCUAAUAAUGGAUGGUAAUGCCAUAUGUUCGAGUGAAAUUGUUGUUCACAACAUGAGAAGAGCAUUCUGAGUGAUUUAAGGUAUUAAAUAACAAUUUUCAAUCAAAACACCACAGGGACCCCAGCAGGUGAAAUUUACAAUAAUUAAAUCCUGUUAAGCACGCUUCAGUGGCAUAUUUGCAUUGGGCACCCCCUCUAAUAUUCAUGGUACUGCAAUAAGCUAUCGCUGUGCAAAGUUUGGUGCUUUUGUCAACUCUGUAACGAUCCUGACCUUAAGAGACCUGACUAAUUAGGCAAUAUAGCUGACGAUUUCUAUUAACUUUAUAAUCGCAAAAUAUCCUUAGAGCCUGAUUACAUUUCUGUUUAUUAUCAGUAUCAUUAUUGUUAUCUUCAUUACACUCAACUGGAUGGUUUGCUGCAGUCCACCUUUGCUGAUUAUCAUUACCAUUACCAUUAUUAUUAUUGUUAUUAUUAUUAUUAUUAUUAAUAUUAUUAUUAUUAUUAAUUUUUGAUAGUUUUUUUCUUAGUAAUGCUUGAUUUUCCUUUUCCCACUUUAAAUUAUUCACAAUUGUAAAUAGUUUUCUAUUGUAGACAUAUAUUUUGUUUUUAAUAUCAUAGCUGACGAAUUACUCCUUAAUUUUGGCGCGAAAUUUCAGCGUUAAUUUGUAAUUUCAAAUGUGAAAUUACAAAAUUGCCAUGGCAACCCUCCGUACGUCUCAGUGUCAAGAUGGCGACGAAGUUUUAAAAUGUCAUGAAUGAAGAUGUCAGGGCACAAAAAGACGCUUUAGAAAACCUGGACACACGAAAGAGCUCAUCAAGAAGAAUUCUAACAAGUACUUUGUCGAAAAACUCUAGACUUAAGCCAAAUUUAAGCUCUAAACGUUCGAGAGAGUGCAGUAAAAAUACGAUAUAAUUUAAAAUUGUAAAUCUUACUUAAUGUUCUGAUACUUAAAUAAAGAUUGGUUUUUAUUAUUAUUAUUAUUAUUAUUAGCAUUAUUAUUAUUAUUAUUAGCAUUAUUAUCAUUAUCAAUGGAUGGUUUGUCCCAGUCCUCCUUUGCGGACAUCAUUCCACCGGCUGUGGCCCAAAGGACCUGUUUCCCUAAAGUCCCCUAUUUGAAGUGUUUACAUUCAAGAUCAAGGUUCCAAUAAUUCUGAAAAUGAUGAAUAAAAACUAUUAGUUAACGAGGCAAAAUUGACUGGUUUGUGAGCUAAGAACUGUGCUAAUGUUCAACAACGUUUGAAAAAUUUCCAGGCCUCUCGAACGGGUCCCAGGUGUCUAAGAAUUUGCGAAGGUUUCUGGCCGUUCCCAGUGGGCACGCUCGCUGUAAUGGUUUUAGAGGACUGGCGACGCCAAUCUCAACUAACCACUAUUGUACAAAAUGUACCAAUAACGACCGGCACUACAGUUACUUUGCGCAAUUUCCAGGUUCCUUCCACCUCCAUUUCCAGUUCUUUCCAGCGUGGCCGAGGAUUUGAAUUUGGGACUACCGAGAACAAAUGCAGCCAGCGGUCCAAGCGGGACAUGAACUCGGGGCCUCCUCCUAGUCCAGCGCUCUAACCGCUCGGCCACGCUGCCUCCGCUUAAUGUUAAGGUUUUUUUUUUUUUUUAAAUUAAGGUUAAAUACACGGGGACAAAGGAUUACAACACAUCGUUUUUCGAUAUUGGUGAACAAGACGCACAAGAGGCGACAAAUUACUUGCUGGAGAAUUUGGUACCUGGUACUCUGUAUAAGUUUAAAGUUAGUGGUGAAUCCGUCUGUGUGGAAGGCCAACCCACUGCUGUUGACGCAACCACGAAAAUGUCCGGUAAGCAAAAUCAGCUCCAGGUAACCAACAUUUUUUUGUAUGCAGAAUAAAAUCCCGAUCAAAGAAAUUUUCAAUUUUAUAUAAUACAGUUGUGGUAAUCUUUUUCCCACAUGGAGAAUUUGGUACCUGUUACUCUGUAUAAGUUUAAAGUUAGUGGUGAAUCCGGCUGUGUGGAAGGCCAACCCACUGCUGUUGACGCAACCUACAAAUUUCACUGCGAUGUCUUGAAGAGUAUAAUCUCAAUGAACAAGAUUGCACCCAACUAAUUUUAGCAAAAGACCUUUCAGGACGGUGUCACGAACCAGUCACGCUCGCGGAUGGCUGCCAUUUUAUAAACUAGAUAACUUCUUUAAACGGACAAAGGACAUGGAAUCAACGGCCAAUAUAGUUUCAGAUGAUUGAGAAAUAACAUUAAAAUGUGAAAGAACUUGGAUAAGAUAUAUCACGCCAUCAAAUGAAGUUGGACCUUGACAAGCAGAUCGACAAGGCGAGUGUUCGUUAAUUAUCAAGUUUACGAAAUUUCUGGAAAUUCAAACGGCGGUCUCUUCUGAAAACGUGGAGAGCACAAAAAUGUUAUUCCUUUUUGUUUUACUAUCAUUCCUAGAUUGUAUUCAUACAGAUAGCGAAGUUCAGACAGGUGCCACACUUUUUAAAAUUACCCUCAAAGUUGAGCUACUUUCGUGUUUUGAUGGAAAGCCGAAAACACGUGCUAGGGAAAAAAUCAUUGCCGUUGAAAUAAACAAAUAAUUCGGAACUGUGAUAUGGCUAGGAAAUCUACAGUGGUGUAUCUGUAUACGGAAAAGAAAAUCCGGCUUUUUGAGCGACUUGUUCGUUUUCUAGAGCGCGGUCAAUAUUAGCGAUUUUUGCAGUUUGAAAGGCUAUGACGCCAGCGCUAAUCGUCCGGAAAUUCAAAAAUUGGUAAAAAAAUAUAUUUAUCACUUUCGGUCAAACGAAAUGUAUUUUUGUAACUACUAAGUUGAAGGCUUUAAUAUCCCAGAAUAUAAGGGAAAUUAAUUUUUUGAUCCAAAAUCACUGGUCGGUUUUUACGGAGACACGCUCUUAAAACUUCGUUUCAAAAUAUUUUGAAAACGCUCUCGUAGAAUUUGUUCAAACUUACCUGGUACUCUGUAUAAGUUUAAAGUUAGUGGUGAAUCCGUCUGUGUGGAAGGCCAACCCACUGCUGUUGACGCAACCACGAAAAUGUCCGGUAAGCAAAAUCAGCUCCAGGUAACUAACAUUUUUUUGUAUGCAGUUUUCAAUGGAAUCAAAACACUAUGAGAUGAAGCCGCGUUUCCAAAGCUUAUCAUUUUCUUAAAAAAAUGAGCUAAUUGUGUGGGUAACAUGCUAUUUCACUGUUUUUAUGAUGCUUAAAACUUCGUUUCAAAAUAUUUUGAAAACGCUCUCGUAGAAUUUGUUCAAACUUUGCCAUAAUUGAGGCAAUUAUGGCAGGUACAUACCCCCUUAAGCGAUUUGUUAAAAAAAAAAACAAAAAAAAAAAAAAAAAAAAAAAAAAAAAAAAAAAACGCCUGGUACAGAGAAACACAAAGAUAAAUAAAAAAUGUAAUGGCGUCAUUACGUUGCCAUGGCGACUCCGAUUGCAAUAAAAUCCCGAUCAAAGAAAUUUUCAAUUUUAUAUAAUACAGUUGUGGUAAUCUUUUUCCCAUAUGGAGAAUUUGGUACCUGUUACUCUGUAUAAGUUUAAAGUUAGUGGUGAAUCCGUCUUUGUGGAAGGCCAACCCACUGCUGUUGACGCAACCACGAAAAUGUUCGGUAAGCAAAAGCAGCUCCAGGUAACUAACAUUUAAAACUAAAUCUGUGUAUUUUGAUGAAGGUUUUUCUUUGUGGUAAUAUGCCAAUGGUGCAAAUUUUCAAUGAGUUGGAAUUUUGGACGGAGUUAAAACAAAAUUCAAGGCGUUUGUUGAACUACAAUAAAUACCUUAACAUUACGCGUUCAUCUAUUUUUGAGGCAAUUUUUUGGAAACUGAAUAAAAAAGAAUAGUGUUGAUUUGCUUUAUUGAAAUACCCAGCAUUCUGACCAAUGCAAAAACGUAGCUUAAUCAAGCGAUAAAACACUAUUCAUUUAGUGCUGUUAAAGAGGAGGCUUCUAAUUUCUUACUAUGAGAUUUUGAAAAUGAAAUUCUUAAGCUCGCUCACUCUUAAGAAUUUUAGCAGCUAUUUGACUUGAAAGCUCUCUUGAACGCCUUCUUACAAAUGGUCUCCAUUAUUUCAAGGAAAGUGAACAAGACUGAAACUUCCCGCUACAAAAGGGUUUACCAUAGUGCACUGUAGGCUAUGAAACAUAGUUCGCGGGAGCAACCUUAAGGUGGCUCGACUGGAUUUUUUGGGGGAAUACCUCCCAAGUUUGAGCAUUAACUACGUCGGCAUGAGUAAAGAUAUAUGGGAAAAAGGUUACCACAGCUGAAUUUAUAUAAAGAUGAAAACUUUCUUAUGGUCUGUAUUUAUUGCAAACGGAGUCGCCAUGACAACGUACCGACGCCAUUACGUCGUCCUCAUUAUUCACUGGCAUUGUUUUCAAGUUUCAUAUGCGCGUGCACAUUUAGCAAAAAGAAAUAAAUUUGCUUAAAAAACUCUCGAUUACUUUCCGAAGAAAUAUUCGAAAUAUUCUAACAAUUGGCUUGUGUCACAGAUAGCAGUGAGAGCCGAAACUGAACGUCGCGGCUCAUGGCGUAGGAUGCAAUACUUAAUGAUCUUACUCGGGUUAUAACGUCACAAAAACUCUUAAAAAGAGUUAAUGUGAUCUUAUAACAUAUCACUAAUUUCAUUUACGCGGUUAUUAGCAUAUUCCGGAGAUUUAACCGAGGGUCCUUUUUGAUGCAAAUUGUAUCUUUUUGCUAAAUGUGCACGUGCAUAUGAAACUUGAAAACAAUGCCAGUGAAUAACGAGGACGCUCACCUGUAAACACAAAAUCUGGUUAAAAAUUGGUUAUGUUUGAGGCCCUAUUUAAACGCCUUCUCUGUUUUCAAUGUUCUUGAAACUUGCAGGGUAUAUUUAUUGCCGAUUUAUCGCGGGGCUAUGAAAUUUAUGAAAAAAUUAUUGCGCGUUUUUUUUGAAAAAUGCGAAAUUUGUAGGCAUGGACCAAAUUACCUGCAAAAACUGUAACAAAAACAGCUGAAUGCAAGUCAAUAAAAUUCUUCUUACUUGCGAUCGCCCAGAGCAAUUCCCCUCUUUUUUUGUAUGCAGUUUUCAAUGGAAUCAAAACACUAUGAGAUGAAGCCGCGUUUCCAAAGCCUAUCAUUUUCUUAAAAAAAUAGCUAAUUGUGUGAGUAACAUGCUAUUUCACUGUUUUUAUGAUGCUUAAGGUGGCUCCGUAAUUAAUACAAGAGCAUUUAACUGUGACAAAUUUUCCGUCAUAACUUUUUGGUUUUUAACGCGAUGGCUGCGAAACUUGGCACAGAACAACAGAUAUCAAUCGGUAAUAACACAAAAUAUUCCGAUUUCACUGAUGGUAAAUAUUUCUUGAGAAAUUAGUGCUUAAAAGGACCCUACUGUUCAAAGAAAAUCGCGUCUAGUAAAAAAUUUUGCUGAUAUUUUUUACUGAAAUUUCUGGUAUCGGCUUUAAUUGAUAUAAUAAAUAAGCCAGAGGAAUUUCAGAAAAAUCGUUGGAGCAGAAGUCCGUAACUAAAAGUCGGUCAAAAUUCAGCUGUGAAAUUGUUUUGGAAUUUCAAAAAUAAAUUACUAUCAGAAAGAAGGAGCCACCAGUUUGAAUUUUCGGGACAAGUAAAUUCAACGCUUGCUAAUUCUUAAAACAAAAGCCGAUUGCCUAUCGUGCUAUUCUUUGAAAGGUACUUUUUAGUUUUAGAAGAACUAUAAAUUGCUCCAAACCUUGCUCUGAAGUAGAAUGACUUGUUCGUCGACAGUUUUAAAAUAUCCCUUGGCAGUUUUGGCUCAAACUCCUGCUGCAUACAUUUUGAUGUAUUGCCAUGCAUUUUCAACGAUUUUUACUGCCGUUCGUUGCUUCCAACUCGGGAAAAAAGUAUUGAGAUUGGACGCUACCUCGUAUCAGAGCUCAGAAAGAACUGUCCAGCACCUUUGUUUAUGACUACAAAAUGAGCACGAGCGGCAGCUCUGCGAGGAAUUCGCACCUCAACCAGGGGGGACGAGUGACAAUGAUGCCCUUGCAGAGUAAAACAUAAUAAUCAAGAAAAAAAUACCCAUUCAUUGAAGGAAGGAGUGACAAAAAUUUCGGAGUUGUAAAUUUAUUAACGGGCAGUAUUUUUGCGAUAAUUUUAUUUUGCACUGUGAUGUUAUUUGGAUCACAAGCAUGGUCAUCAUUGUCGUUCGUCCCCCCUGGGUGAGGUGCGAAUUCCACGCAGAACUGCCGCUCGUGCUCAUUUUGUAGUCAUAAACAAAGGUGCUGGACAGUUCUUUCUGAGCUCUGAUACGAGGUAGCGUCCAAUCUCAAUACUUUUUUCCCGAGUUGGAAGCAACGAACGGCAGUAAAAAUCGUUGAAAAUGCAUGGCAAUACAUCAAAAUGUAUGCAGCAGGAGUUUGAGCCAAAACUGCCAAGGGAUAUUUUAAAACUGUCGACGAACAAGUCAUUCUACUUCAGAGCAAGGUUUGGAGCAAUUUAUAGUUCUUCUAAAACUAAAAAGUACCUUUCAAAGAAUAGCACGAUAGGCAAUCGGCUUUUGUUUUAAGAAUUAGCAAGCGUUGAAUUUACUUGUCCCGAAAAUUCAAACUGGUGGCUCCUUCUUUCUGAUAGUAAUUUAUUUUUGAAAUUCCAAAACAAUUUCACAGCUGAAUUUUGACCGACUUUUAGUUACGGACUUCUGCUCCAACGAUUUUUCUGAAAUUCCUCUGGCAUAUUUAUUAUAUCAAUUAAAGCCGAUACCAGAAAUUUCAGUAAAAAAUAUCAGCAAAAUUUUUUACUAGACGCGAUUUUCUUUGAACAGUAGGGUCCUUUUAAGCGCUAAUUUCUCAAGAAAUAUUUACCAUCAAUGAAAUCGGAAUAUUUCGUAUUAUUGCCGAAUGAUAUCUGUUGUUAAUUGCAAAGUUUCGCAGCCAUUGCGUUAAAAUCGAAAAAGUUAUGACGGAAAAUUUGUCACAGCUAAAUGCUCUUGGGUUAAUUACGGAGCCACCUUAAAACUUCGUUUCAAAAUAUUUUGAAAACGCUCUCGUAGAAUUUGUUCAAACUUUGCCAUAAUUGAGGCAAUUAUGGCAGGUACAUACUCCCUUAAGCGAUUUGUUAAAAACGCCUGGUACAGAGAAAUACAAAGAUAAAUAAAAAAUGUAAUGGCGUCAUUACGUUGCCAUGGCGACUCCGAUUGCAAUAAAAUCCCGAUCAAAGAAAUUUUCAAUUUUAUAUAAUACAGUUGUGGUAAUCUUUUUCCCAUAUGGAGAAUUUGGUACCUGUUACUCUGUAUAAGUUUAAAGUUAGUGGUGAAUCCGUCUUUGUGGAAGGCCAACCCACUGCUGUUGACGCAACCACGAAAAUGUUCGGUAAGCAAAAGCAGCUCCAGGUAACUAACAUUUAAAACUAAAUCUGUGUAUUUUGAUGAAGGUUUUUCUUUGUGGUAAUAUGCCAAUGGUGCAAAUUUUCAAUGAGUUGGAAUUUUGGACGGAGUUAAAACAAAAUUCAAGGCGUUUGUUGAACUACAAUAAAUACCUUAACAUUACGCGUUCAUCUAUUUUUGAGGCAAUUUUUUGGAAACUGAAUAAAAAAGAAUAGUGUUGAUUUGCUUUAUUGAAAUACCCAGCAUUCUGACCAAUGCAAAAACGUAGCUUAAUCAAGCGAUAAAACACUAUUCAUUUAGUGCUGUUAAAGAGGAGGCUUCUAAUUUCUUACUAUGAGAUUUUGAAAAUGAAAUUCUUAAGCUCGCUCACUCUUAAGAAUUUUAGCAGCUAUUUGACUUGAAAGCUCUCUUGAACGCCUUCUUACAAAUGGUCUCCAUUAUUUCAAGGAAAGUGAACAAGACUGAAACUUCCCGCUACAAAAGGGUUUACCAUAGUGCACUGUAGGCUAUGAAACAUAGUUCGCGGGAGCAACCUUAAGGUGGCUCGACUGGAUUUUUUGGGGGAAUACCUCCCAAGUUUGAGCAUUAACUACGUCGGCAUGAGUAAAGAUAUAUGGGAAAAAGGUUACCACAGCUGAAUUUAUAUAAAGAUGAAAACUUUCUUAUGGUCUGUAUUUAUUGCAAACGGAGUCGCCAUGACAACGUACCGACGCCAUUACGUCGUCCUCAUUAUUCACUGGCAUUGUUUUCAAGUUUCAUAUGCGCGUGCACAUUUAGCAAAAAGAAAUAAAUUUGCUUAAAAAACUCUCGAUUACUUUCCGAAGAAAUAUUCGAAAUAUUCUAACAAUUGGCUUGUGUCACAGAUAGCAGUGAGAGCCGAAACUGAACGUCGCGGCUCAUGGCGUAGGAUGCAAUACUUAAUGAUCUUACUCGGGUUAUAACGUCACAAAAACUCUUAAAAAGAGUUAAUGUGAUCUUAUAACAUAUCACUAAUUUCAUUUACGCGGUUAUUAGCAUAUUCCGGAGAUUUAACCGAGGGUCCUUUUUGAUGCAAAUUGUAUCUUUUUGCUAAAUGUGCACGUGCAUAUGAAACUUGAAAACAAUGCCAGUGAAUAACGAGGACGCUCACCUGUAAACACAAAAUCUGGUUAAAAAUUGGUUAUGUUUGAGGCCCUAUUUAAACGCCUUCUCUGUUUUCAAUGUUCUUGAAACUUGCAGGGUAUAUUUAUUGCCGAUUUAUCGCGGGGCUAUGAAAUUUAUGAAAAAAAUUAUUGCGCGUUUUUUUUGAAAAAUGCGAAAUUUGUAGGCAUGGACCAAAUUACCUGCAAAAACUGUAACAAAAACAGCUGAAUGCAAGUCAAUAAAAUUCUUCUUACUUGCGAUCGCCCAGAGCAAUUCCCCUCUUUUUUUGUAUGCAGUUUUCAAUGGAAUCAAAACACUAUGAGAUGAAGCCGCGUUUCCAAAGCCUAUCAUUUUCUUAAAAAAAUAGCUAAUUGUGUGAGUAACAUGCUAUUUCACUGUUUUUAUGAUGCUUAAGGUGGCUCCGUAAUUAAUACAAGAGCAUUUAACUGUGACAAAUUUUCCGUCAUAACUUUUUGGUUUUUAACGCGAUGGCUGCGAAACUUGGCACAGAACAACAGAUAUCAAUCGGUAAUAACACAAAAUAUUCCGAUUUCACUGAUGGUAAAUAUUUCUUGAGAAAUUAGUGCUUAAAAGGACCCUACUGUUCAAAGAAAAUCGCGUCUAGUAAAAAAUUUUGCUGAUAUUUUUUACUGAAAUUUCUGGUAUCGGCUUUAAAGGAUAUAAUAAAUAUGCCAGAGGAAUUUCAGAAAAAUCGUUGGAGCAGAAGUCCGUAACUAAAAGUCGGUCAAAAUUCAGCUGUGAAAUUGUUUUGGAAUUUCAAAAAUAAAUUACUAUCAGAAAGAAGGAGCCACCAGUUUGAAUUUUCGGGACAAGUAAAUUCAACGCUUGCUAAUUCUUAAAACAAAAGCCGAUUGCCUAUCGUGCUAUUCUUUGAAAGGUACUUUUUAGUUUUAGAAGAACUAUAAAUUGCUCCAAACCUUGCUCUGAAGUAGAAUGACUUGUUCGUCGACAGUUUUAAAAUAUCCCUUGGCAGUUUUGGCUCAAACUCCUGCUGCAUACAUUUUGAUGUAUUGCCAUGCAUUUUCAACGAUUUUUACUGCCGUUCGUUGCUUCCAACUCGGGAAAAAAGUAUUGAGAUUGGACGCUACCUCGUAUCAGAGCUCAGAAAGAACUGUCCAGCACCUUUGUUUAUGACUACAAAAUGAGCACGAGCGGCAGUUCUGCGUGGAAUUCGCACCUCACCCAGGGGGGGACGAACGACAAUGAUGACCAUGCUUGUGAUCCAAAUAACAUCACAGUGCAAAAUAAAAUUAUCGCAAAAAUACUGCCCGUUAAUAAAUUUACAACUCCGAAAUUUUUGUCACUCCUUCCUUCAAUGAAUGGGUAUUUUUUUCUUGAUUAUUAUGUUUUGCUCUGCAAGGGCAUCAUUGUCACUCGUCCCCCCUGGUUGAGGUGCGAAUUCCUCGCAGAGCUGCCGCUCGUGCUCAUUUUGUAGUCAUAAACAAAGGUGCUGGACAGUUCUUUCUGAGCUCUGAUACGAGGUAGCGUCCAAUCUCAAUACUUUUUUCCCGAGUUGGAAGCAACGAACGGCAGUAAAAAUCGUUGAAAAUGCAUGGCAAUACAUCAAAAUGUAUGCAGCAGGAGUUUGAGCCAAAACUGCCAAGGGAUAUUUUAAAACUGUCGACGAACAAGUCAUUCUACUUCAGAGCAAGGUUUGGAGCAAUUUAUAGUUCUUCUAAAACUAAAAAGUACCUUUCAAAGAAUAGCACGAUAGGCAAUCGGCUUUUGUUUUAAGAAUUAGCAAGCGUUGAAUUUACUUGUCCCGAAAAUUCAAACUGGUGGCUCCUUCUUUCUGAUAGUAAUUUAUUUUUGAAAUUCCAAAACAAUUUCACAGCUGAAUUUUGACCGACUUUUAGUUACGGACUUCUGCUCCAACGAUUUUUCUGAAAUUCCUCUGGCAUAUUUAUUAUAUCCUUUAAAGCCGAUACCAGAAAUUUCAGUAAAAAAUAUCAGCAAAAUUUUUUACUAGACGCGAUUUUCUUUGAACAGUAGGGUCCUUUUAAGCGCUAAUUUCUCAAGAAAUAUUUACCAUCAAUGAAAUCGGAAUAUUUCGUAUUAUUGCCGAAUGAUAUCUGUUGUUAAUUGCAAAGUUUCGCAGCCAUGGCGUUAAAAUCGAAAAAGUUAUGACGGAAAAUUUGUCACAGCUAAAUGCUCUUGGGUUAAUUACGGAGCCACCUUAAAACUUCGUUUCAAAAUAUUUUGAAAACGCUCUCGUAGAAUUUGUUCAAACUUUGCCAUAAUUGAGGCAAUUAUGGCAGGUACAUACUCCCUUAAGCGAUUUGUUAAAAACGCCUGGUACAGAGAAAUACAAAGAUAAAUAAAAAAUGUAAUGGCGUCAUUACGUUGCCAUGGCGAUUCCGAUUGCAAUAAAAUCCCAAUCACAGAAAUUUUUAGUUUUAUAUAAUACAGUUGUGGUAAUUUUUUUUUUUCCAUAUCUUUCUCAUGCCGACGUAGUUAAUGCUCAAACUUGGGAGGUAUCCCACCCUGAGAAAUCCAGACGAGCCACGUUAAUUGAAAUAGUUGUAUACAUAAACAUACAUACAACUUUAUUUAAACACAUUAAAAUCUUCAGUAAUAUACAAAGUUACGAAUUAAUAUUUUAGAUUAAAAAAAUUAAAGUAGGGUAUGUUAUUUAAUGGGUGACUUUAACUUAACUCUAUUGAACCACCGAAGUCCUUCCGUUACUGGUGAAUUUUUAGAUGCGCUAUAUUCAAAUAUGUUCUUUCCAUUGAUUACGCACCCUACAAGAAUAACUUGUCAUUCGGCAACUUUAAUUGACAACAUUUUCGUCAACCAAUUUUCCGAUAGAUCUAGGAGUGGACUGUUUUUCACUGACAUUUCUGACCAUCUGCCUAUAUUUUCUAUUCAUUUCGACACCUCAAUCUCACCAUGUAGUGAAACUGUUUUUGUUCGAGAUGUAAAUCAAGUCAACACAACUAAGUUUCUAUCGUAUUUGGAGAGAAUUGACUGGGCUCAGUAUGCCACUCUUGAUGAUCCAAAUAAUGCCUAUAACAGCUUUUUCAAACAAUACUCUACGGCAUAUGAGUCAUGUUUUCCUUUAGAAAAAAUUAAUGUGAGCAAUUACCGUUGAGUAAGCCUUGGUUAUCGAAAGGACUCCUGAAGUCGAUAAGAAUGAAAAAUAAGUUAUAUAGACAGUAUCUCACUAAUCAAUCUUCGCAUUAUGAAACUCGUUAUAAAAAAAUUACAAAAACAAAUUGAAUCACUCAUUAAGAAUUGCUAAACGUAUAUAUUACGAAAAGAAAAUCGAUACUUCUAAAUCAAAUGCCAAAGCUACAUGGAGAGCUCUAAACGAAAUUAUUAAGACAAAAAAGAAAGCGUUUAAAAUCAAUUCCAUCUUUCAAGUUGACAACCAAGAAAUUAAGGAUCCAUUAGACAUCGCUAAUAGAUUCUGUAGUUAUUUUUCUAGUAUCGGAUCUAAUCUAGCCAAAGAAAUUCACUCGUCUGUCUCUCACCGCAGUUUUCUCUCUGGUCACUUUUGUCAAUCGGUGUUUUUUGAUCCAGUGACUCCAAAUGAGCUAUCGGAAAUUUCCAAUGCUUUUCGACCAGGUAAGGCAGCUGGUCAUGAUAGAAUUCCCAUUUCCAUCAUAAAGCAGUCAAUUCAAAUUAUAGCCGAUCCUUUAGCUCAUAUAAUCAAUUUAUGGCAUUGUUCCCGACCAAAUGAAAAUUGCUCGCGUGAUACCACUCUUUAAAGCCGGUGAUCGAUCACUCUUUACGAACUAUAGACCGAUCUCGAUUCUCCCUAGCUUUUCUAAGUUUCUUGAAAAGGUUGUUUAUAACCGUCUUUAUAAUUAUUUAAGUAAACUUGAAAUUCUAUGUGAUAAUGAAUUUGGCUUCAGGAAAAAUCAUUCAACUUCGUUGGCAUUGAUUGACCCAUAUGAAAAAAUCUCCCUUGCUUUUGAUCGCAAUGAACAUGCCGUUGGCGUUUCCCUUGAUCUUUCUAAGGCCUUUGAUACCUUCAAUCAUAAUAUUCUGCUUGACAAACUCGAACACUAUGGUAUACGUGGCGUUGCUCUGGACUGGGUUAGAAGCUACCUCUCCAACAGGUUGCAAUUCGUUCAAUUUAACGGUCAAUGCUCCUCUCCUCAAACUUUCUGCUGUGGUGUCCCCCAGGGACCCAUUUUGGGCCCCUUGUUUUUCUUGCUCUAUAUUAAUGAUUUAAAUAACGUAUCGACGCUCGUUGAGCUGAUUUUAUUCGCUGAUGAUACUAAUUUAUUUAUGUCCCAUAAAGAUCCUGUCUACCUGGCAGCCUCACUCAAUUCCGAACUUAAUAAAUUAUCCACUUGGUUUAAGGCAAACAAACUCUCCUUAACACAGCAUGAAAAUGGAGAUUUUCGCAAAAUUAAAGUUUGCGUAAACCUGCGUAAAGUUGGUCAUCCAUUUUUACGCAAACUUUCCACCCCGCGUAAAGGUUUGUGAAGGUAAAUUUACGCGCUCGGCUCUUAAAGGUUGCGUAAAGCUAGCAUAAAGUUGUUGUAACAGCUUUACGCUCAUUUACGCUACAAGUAAAGGUUUAGUAAGGUUGUCAUAUAAUGCUAGCUUCCUAACAGGAAUUUAUUCCCGGCACUGUUUUUAGUAAGUCGUUUGUGUCCUGAUACUAGUUCGCAUAGUUUUUUUGAUCACUCAUUUGGUGUUCGAUGUUGGUGUGCGAUGUAAACAAGCCAACCACGCAAAUUUUUUUUUGGUGGUGCGAACGACUUCGUACACGCUUAAAAAUGACGCUGAAAAGAAAAUUCUGCUGGCAGAGUUCAUGCAAAGAUAUAGCUUGCGACUGUGCGGCAAUUUUCGAAAAACGGUGUAUCUGUCGCGGCGAACACAAUAGCGUUCAAUACUCAGUAGUAUUGCCUCAUUGAUUUCAGUCAGUUUCUUCCUUAACGGUCACCUCUCUACACGGGCCAUUUUUGUUUUGUUGUUUUUUUUUUUCGGCGGACGGUCGAUACAUGGCAUACAUUCACUCUUCUUUCAACCUCUUUACUAUGGCCACUUUCUUCGAUGUCCCUAAGAUGGCCGUUGUAGAGAGUUUCAACUGUACUUUGAUCAAAUUGAAAUAAUUGGAAAAUAAAGAAAAGAUAUCGUCUCGCAAAAACGGCGAGUUUUAAAAAAAGAACGCAUUACUUAAAGAGAAAGAACGCAUUCACAAAUUACUCUGACUAUUUUACAUUCAACGGAGUACUGGCUUCAUUGUUGAAUCUCCUUUAUCGCUUCCUUAUUUUAAGUCCGCGGACUUCAGUUUUGGGAACGGACAAUUUGUUAAAAGAAAGGGGCCUGGAAACAAUAGAGUGAAGGGACACCUGGUCAGCGGGCUUGUUCCUUUGCACAUGCUCAAUCAGGGUUCGUUGAUUUGGCGUCCAUUUUGAAAGCGUGCAACGGUUUCAAACUUGCUUCUUUGAAAGUUUGGAGAUCGUUCAUAUAUUAUGCUUCUUGAUAGCAUCACAGGACAUCUUAAGGUUGUUACAAUUUAUAAUGGCACUAUCAGCCUUUAGUAAUCGAUCACUUCUCAAGUGCGCAGCAACCCUUUCGGGACGAGAUACUCAGUCAGAAAUGGAGACAGAAACAUCGUGUGAAGCGCAAGCAUUAACACUGGAAUGUUCACAACACAGACCAAGACUGUAUUACACGUAUUACUAAGGCUCUUCGAUACUCAAGAUCUCGCUGAAAAGAGCAGAUAGUAAGGCAAGGUAAGUUGCCCUGGCUCGCCUUUUCUCUAACUUUUUAAGCUUAAUUCCAACUUGUUUAUGAUGAGUUCGAAUGACUGCCUCAAGUACUCAGUAACUAACAUUUCAGUGAGCAAUGAAACCGGCAUUAACCGUUUAAAGUAAAUUAUAACUAAACAUGUGUAUUUAUUUGGCAUAACCUUUCAAUACUAAGCAAGCAACGAGACCAUGACGAUGAAGAUGAUAGUGUAAAAUCAUGUAAGGACUUUGGGGGGCUCGAUAGCAAAAUCCACUAGCCCCGGGCUAUCGGACACUACUUUCUUUGCGCACUGCUUACUCUCUAAUAAUAAUAAUAAUGUACAUCCAGUGGUUUUUCAUAGCACUUUACAACAAUAUUAAUGGAUGACACUUUUAUAAAAAUGCAUACAUUAAAAUAAAAAAAGAUAUACAUUGUAAAACAUUGAACUCUAAUAAUAUAAUAAACCAUUGUUAAUAAAUUUAACAUAUAUAUAUGCUUCAGUCUCCCCAAUUAGUAAGGCACUGUGCCUGUGUUAUAAGACACGAGACUUUAAUAAAGUUCAUUACUAUUAUUAUUAUUAUGAUUAUGAUUAUUAUUAUUAUUAUAGGGUUUCCAUGUAGCAUUUUACCCUGAUUUUCACUCAACUGCAAGUAGGGUUCUAAAUGUAAAUAUUAUUGCCUUUAAGGAAAGCCUUUAACUCAUACUAGUCAAACAUUUUGAAUCUUUAACGGUCAGAUGAAUCUUAUUCAGUUGUGUGAAUUUGUGGACAUUGAAAUCAUUUGCUGCUCAGGUUUUGCACUGUUAUUAGACCCCUUGUGGAAAAUGCCUUAUCGUUUUUUUUCAAAUUUUUAGUCGUGGUUUGUGAAAAGAGGCAUGUGGGGAACCCUGUGUCAAGUAAAAUUGUGCUGAUUGUAGUAAUUUGGCCAUAAGUGCAGGAAAAAAUGUUAUUAAUUAGUAAUAGCAGGCGGUGUCCUCUGGCAACUUAGGGGAUGUUUACACGACACCGGGCCAACUUUUGCCCCGGGGCAAGUUCACUCCGGUUCCCUCUCAUAGCUCUAUAUUUGUUUACAUGAUACCACCACAAAAUGUCAUGCAGGCGCGAGUCACCCCAGCAUGAGUUCACCCCGGUUCUUGUACCGGGGCGAGAAUUUCACACAAUAACACAUUUAUAAAGUACUAAAAAUUACCAUGAUUAGUUUUUCCUUUUGGUUGCUAAGCAUAAACAACAUCCAGUAGCAUUACUGUUUACAAGAAUAUAUGUAAAUACAUGUACACACAAAACUUGCGUGUAAGAACCUUUAUUUGUUAAGUCCAACAAAAUCGAUUCUUGCAUUUAGGGAUAGUAAUUGAAAGUUCUUAAUUUUUAUGAAGAAAUUUGUUGUUGACUAUCAGAAAAUAAAUAAACAAACUCACCGGGUAAUUUCUAACACUGCAAUCUUACAACCAAACUUUAUCAUAAAUAAAUUUAACUGUAAGCCACUUAUGAGAACCUGCCUGACCUUUCCUGGCUAAACAGGUUCAUAUAUUUUAUAAAAUUGCAAUUUUUCUGCCAGUAGGUUCUUAAACCAGUAAGUUAUUUUACUCAGGUUUCUAACCGUAUCGUCAUGUUACAGAUACAAGCAUCUUUUGAAAGGAAACAAUUGGGGCUGCACUUGUUAACCUUGUGCUAUUUUUACUUUCCUAGAAAACUCAGAAGAGGCUGGUAACACUGAAGACCAUGCCCUGGUCAAAUGAGAAAAAGGCACAGGUUGAAGAAGCUGUAGGGAACCUAGCGUACACAAGCUCAGAUGAGUCUGACUUUUCUGAGGAUGAAAGUGGUCAGAGCAAGUUAAGCAGAUACCUUGUCAAAAGGCUUCCAUGGGAGAGGACUUCUCUAACUAAAGCUAAGAGAGAGCUUGAUGAGGCUUAUUCCAGAAGCCUCGAAUCCAAAAGGGUACACCUGGUGACGAGACGCCCGCACCCAAUGCCAUCAACAAGACGCCGACCCACUGAGCCUCUAGAAUGGGCAGUCAGGGCUGAGAAUCCAGCCCCUACACCUGGCACCCGGCCAUCUUCAUCUACAUGUACUAGAACUCCAAGUCAUCCUACGCCAGCAGUUAUACCACCCACCAGCACCCGUCCUCCUUCAUCUGGAACUCCACCUACCCGCACCCGUCCUCCUUCAUCUGGAACUCCACCUACACGCACCCAUCCUCCUUCAUCUGGAACUCAACCUACCCGCACCUGUCCUCCUUCAACUGGAACUCCACCUAACAGCACCCAUCCUCCUUCAUCUGGAACUCCACCUUCCCGUACCCGUCCUCCAACAACUGGAAGUCCACCCACCCGCCCUUCUCCUUCAUCUUGUCCAGCAAGAACUACAACUCCAUCCCCCAGUACCAGUUCUGUCCGUCUGCCAGCAACAGUGACGCCAUCCCCCAGCACCCUUUCUUCAAGAUCUGGAACUUCGUCCCUCUUACCUGACUGUAGCUCCACUCCCAAGACAUCCAAACAAAAAAAAACUUUAAAGUCAAAAAAGGAUGUGGCCGAUAGGCAUUCUGCUUCGCCAGCUUAUUGAUAUUUUUACAAGUACAUUCUUUUUUUUUAUUUAUAUUUUUGUAACAACUUUUUUUGCAGUGAUGCUACCAAAUAGGUAACAGUUUCUAUUUUUACUACACUUGGGAUUGCAUUUUUUUUUAUUUUGACACUUGUUUCAAGGCAUUUGAUACAAACAUUGAUACAAGAACAUGUGUUAAAGUUUCUGUUCAACUUGUUUUUUAAAAAAAGAACGAAGUUUUCAACUUUACUUAUAGUUGUGCAUUUAAAGAAAAAAGCCUUCAAUAUUUCAAGCAAGAAUUAAAUUAUAAGACAAGGUAUUCAAAGAUUCUGCUUUAGGAAUGAAGUUUUCAAUAUUAGUGGUAACUGAUGUUAUUUUGUAACAAGGUUUUCAAUUUUGCAUUUGUCUGUUACAGUUAGACUUAAAGAGAUGAUAGAACAAGAUUUUGAAUGUUUCUGUUCAACUUGUCUUUAAGAUAAGAAUGAAGUUUUCAAUUUUACAUAUAGUUGUGCAUUUCUAGAAAAAAGGUUUAAAUAUUUCAAGCAAGAAUUAAAUUAUAAGACAAUUUAUUCAAAGCUUCUGCUGUAGGAAUGAAGUUUUCAAUUUUACUUUAUUUUAAGUGGUAACUGAUGUUAUUAUUGUAACAAGGUUUUCAAUUUUGCAUUUGUCUGUUACAGUUAGACUUAAAGAGAUGAUAGAACAAGAUUUUAAAUGUUUCCGCUACAGUAUGAAAAUUGAUUUAAGUACAAAUGGUGACAUAUAAGAAAAUGAUUUUUGAACAAAUAAAACAGAAUUUGAUUGAAUACGGCAGAUUGAUUGAUUUAACUGGCUCCUUUCCUUCCCAACGUUGUAUUUUCUCAUUUUAUUUUCCCUCUAGGGUUUAAAAUAAUUAUGCAAAGAAGAAAAUAGCAGAAAAUGUAAUCAUGUCUGUUGUUGAGCUUUGCCUUCCAGCCAAUACAUGAGCAUGUUGCAACUUUACACCAGUUAUACAUUUAAAUCUGGCUUACUAAGAUGCCUAAACGCUUUAUUUAGAUGUAAAGGUGGCGUAAAUGUGGAGUUUAUACCAGCUAUACGUAUUAUGUCUGUUGUCGCGCUUUUUCUGCAAGACAAGAGCAUGUUAACUUUACAUCACAGUACAUAUAAAUCUGGCCUAAAGAUGCCUAUACACUUUAUUUAGAUCUAUGUAAAGGUGGCGUAAAUGUGAAGUUUAUUCAAGCUUUACGCUGGCUUUUAGUCCACUUACAGGUGUUUCUUUACUCCAGCUUUACGCAAAAGUGUAAAUGUAGCGUAAAGCUUAACUUUACGUAAUGUAAAGGUCGUGUAAAGGUGUGUAAAUCCAAACUUUACACCAGCUUUACGCUCACAUUAUGCUAACUUAAAUUUGCCUUUUCAUGCUGUGUAAACCUGAAGAAAACAAACUUUAUCUUAUUUAAGCCUAGACAGAAAAGGUAUCAUUUUCCAAAGCAAAUAUGCAUAAAUGAACAGAGAAUCGAACAGGUUAAGGAAACGGUCUUCCUCGGUGUAGUCCUUGAUGAACAUCUGUCUUGGAAACCGCACAUUUCUCAAGUAGCUCGUAAAAUCUCGAAAUCAAUGGGUGUCAUUAAUAGAGCAAGAUUUUUUCUACCUAAACCUUGUCUAAAAACUCUUUAUUAUUGUUUAGUUUAUCCUUAUCUUCAUUAUUGUAUUAUUGUCUGGGGAUAUACGUACAAAACCAAUCUUCGCGGUCUUGUCUCUUUGCAAAAGCGAGUUAUCAGAAUUAUUUCUAAAUCAACUUUCGAUUCUCAUUCAGACCCUAUUUUCAAAGACUUAGAGCUACUAAAAGAAUUGGGUAAACUUAUGUUUUCUCUUAACCAUUCUCUUUUGCCUUCAAAGUUUAACAAUUAUUUUUCUUUAAACAAACAAGUCCAUAGCUAUGCCACUAGACAUGCGAACGAUUUUCACCUUCCCUUUUGUACAACAAACCUUCGUAAAUUUUCUGUCAGUUUCUAAGGACCUACUUAUUAUAACUCUAUAGAAAAUGAUAUUAAAGAAUCAAAUUCUCUCCACUUAUUCAAAACGAAAUUGAAAAUAAAAUUAUAUAUGAAUUAUUAGUUAUAAAUCUUGUAGUAAAUAGUUAUAUUUCUUCACAUGUCUGAUUUUAUUUUUAUACUUAUUGUUACAUGUUACCAUACCCUAUAUUUUGUCAACUCAGUCUAUGUAAUUAGUUAAUUUAUACGUAACUUCAUUGCAUUUCCUUCUGGGAUCGUUAAUGGAACGCGGCAGUCAGCCAUUGGCCAUUUUUUCCCUGUCCUUAGUAACAGUCCCAGAAGUCUUUGCAAAAGUUAACUCGGCUUUGUUCCUGUAUCUAUUCUUUUUCUUUUUGAUUUUUUUUUUUUUUGAUUUUAUUUUUAUAGCUCCCCUUGCACCAUACGUUGGAGAGAUAACUGAUAUAAGCGCCUCGAAGUCAAGUGCUGUUAUCCAGUUAUGGCCUGCAGAACAAAGAAAUGGCCCCAUAAGGUAUGAUCACAGCCUUAUUUGUUCCCUCAUUAAUAGAUUUCCGAAAAACAUUUCCCAAAAAAUUCACCUUCUUUCAAACAAAUCUUUUUGUAAAAGCCCAAACCCAGUAAUUUUAAAAUAAGAGCACGAAAAAACGCGCAGGUACUAGCCCUGACAAGCUUUUUACACACAAACCUUUCGCCUUCCUCUCCUUUCUGCCGUCCUGUCGCGUAAAUGUACUACUAUUAUCGCAAAAGUAGACAUUGUCACGCUUGUCACACAUACUAAGUUCAUUAAUGCUGAAAUGAGAAUACCAGCGUUCCAACAUAUAUUAUAACAUAACAAAAGUAAAUCGCGCGCUCUGAUUGGUCAGUUAGCCACUACCAUUUGCCCGUGGGUACACGUCAAGAAACUGAGCUAGCGAGGUAAAAUUUAGGUAAAUUCAACAAAUCUCCUCUCCUGACGGUAAAAUACACCGAUGAAAUGCACAGAUGAAAAGUGGAAGUUGAAGAAAAUACUAAGCUGUCGUUUUGAAGGAAAAGAGACAAAAGAUCAAGGGACAAAUUUGCCCUGAAUGAAUUAAUCACUGUUUUCCUUGCGGCUAGAAUCGGCUGAAGGAAAAUCGAGCGAAUAUUUUGUGUUUUUUUUUUUAUAGAAGAGAAAGUCUGUUUGAAAUGUAAAUUUAUCAAUUAGCAUUGUGUUAUUGACUUUUUGGUCAAGCUGAUGCUAAAUUCAUGCAAAGGUUUAAGAAACACGCUCAAAUUCGAGACAGAUUUGUUGUGAAGUUUUCAUCGCAUCGAUUAAAAAUUUUAGUUGCGUUUAAACGGGCACAUUACGCUGGAAUAAGCGAAUUUCAUUUGAGUACAGAAACAUUUGGGUUUUCAAAUACAUUUUUUAAAAAAAUAACUGCUGUGUAUAUUAUUUUGUUCCUCAGUGUUCAUUCAUAACAGUCGUUCCGAGAACGGUCGAAAAACAACAGCUUCAGCGCCGGCUUUGUGUCGGCAAAUUUCAGUUGCAACUUUGACUUUCAUAGCUGGAUUUCCCCAGACAGAUUUCGAUACAAAGCUAGUUAAUUUCUUUCAAGAGCCAUAAUCUUUUUAAAAUUAGCGUUACCUGUUAUUCUAAAGGAAUUACAGUCAAAUUUUCUUAUUUCUACUUUACGUUUAUUUCACAUAAAUAAGCUUGAUAAUCACGAGUUUGACUAAUAGUCGCGGGUCGGGGGUCGCGGGUCGGGGGUCGCGGUCGCGGUCGCGGGUCCAAUGUCGCGGUCGCGGGUCCAUUGUCGCGGCAGGGGAAAAUUAUUUGGAGUUCGAGGUAACUGAGAGACAACGAGUGAUAUGAAAAAAAUAUAAAGGGAAAAAAAUCGUUUUUAUGCAUGAUACUCUACGGUCACCAAUUUAAAGGUUACGGAUGUUACAGUCAACAAAGUAAUGUCUCAAGAAAAGACCUUAAAGAAAAAGCUGGCCGACUUUUGUGUUCGCCGCAAGUUCAUUUUGUUUUCUUUCUAUCGGGCCCAGUUAUGUAUAAAUUCAGCUUUGCAUGUACUUAUGCAUAACAGCAUCUGAUAAAAAAUGUUACCAUGAGUUACCAUUGUUUUCUUCUUGUCUAUGAAUUGCUCACAAAUUCUUAGGGGUGCAUUCACUGAAAAAUGUGCGAUACACUUCAUAGACUAUAAAUUAUAAACGUUACAACAUCUUAAAACCUUUUUUAAAAAAGGCUAACUCGGGCUCGAAAAGCUACGAGUCUGUUGGUAGAAGAAACGAGAACUGUUUCAAUUUUAACAAAUGUUUUCGGCAAAAAUAAAGAAAACGCUUGUUGAAAAACUUCCUGGUCGUUGUUACGAAAAACUGUAUUGCGUGACUAGUGGGACUUUCUAGAAGCUUCGCGAGUGUUCAUAAUUUGUUUAUUUUAAGAUCUUGUGAAACCGUUUCUAAAAGCGGUAUAUUUUGUGAUCUUUCUAUAAUUAGACUAGUUGGAAAGUUCUAGAAUAUAAGGUAGGCGAGCCCGAGUUAAGUUUUAAAUAGUUUUCACAAGCGAAGAGAAUUUGACGUUGGUCGUGUUUAGUCAAGUGUGACGAAGGCAGUGUUUAUUCAAGUUGGCGGAGGCGGUGCAAGUUUAUCAAGUUUAUUCAAGUUGGCGGAGGCCGUGUAAGUUUAACGAGUUACGUGCUGUUGUGGAGUUUUACUCAGUGGAAACUACGUUCAUCUUUGGAAUAAAUCUUCUUGUUGCUGUUCCGACAACCCUGCGUUCAGUUUAGUUUGCAAGCUACCCGUCCUCUAAAAGAUUACCCGCGUAACAGUCGCAAACUCCCAAAAUAAACUCUUUGCACAAGUAACUGGAAAGAGGAGGAGAGACGUUGGGCUUGAAGUGCCAGUAAAGUACAUUCAAGCGGGUAUUCAAGGCAUGAAUUUGAUAAAAAACAAGUGAUAAUCCACAGCAAGAGGGGAUAAAGCUCGAGCUUUAUCCUCUCUUGUGCACAGAAAGGAGCUCGAGUUUGUUCCCACUAACGAUUGAAAUCCGGAAUCCAAGUUCUACCAGGAGAGAAUAGAUCAUAGUCUCUUGGUUCUACUGACAAAGACUUGAAUUCGGGACUUAAAUCCAGUACGUGGAAUCUGGAAUUACUUACCUAAUUUAUUGUCUUUUCUUAGCUCUGGUGGAGUUGAUAACUUACCGUUUUCAGUGUCCGGUUUUCUUUCUUUUUCAGCUUCAUGAUAUCGGGCGUUAUUAUUUCCUUACCUACUUACUCACUUAGUUAUUUACGAUGCAUGUUUUCAAGAUUUGACUGAGACGCACAUUGAAUGGCUUCCUAUUGUCAGGUUGUCCUGGUUGCCAUUUAGGUGAAGAGAACAAGAAGUUAUAUUGAACACUCUGGGUUGCCGUCUCAGUUGUAAAAAUAAAAGCAUUAAGCGAAAAUCUUGCUUCUAGGAACAGACUCCUUUCUGUGGAUUUUUACUUGUUUCCAUAUUAAAUCCAUGCCUUGAAUACCGCUUGAAUGAAGUUUCAUGCGCCUGUUUACAUUUUCUUUCAGUUUUGCCGAAAACAUUUGUUAAAUAUAAGAGUUCUCGUUUCUUCUACCGACAGACUCGUAGCUUUUUGAGCCCUAGUUGGCUUUUUUUAAAAAAAGGCUUUAAGUUGUUGUAACGUUUAUAAUCUGUAGUCUAUGAAGUGUAUCGCAUAUUUUCCAGUAAUUGAACCCCUAAGCAUUUGUGAGCAAUUUAUCGACAAGAAGAAAGCAAUGGUAACUUAUGGUAACUUUUUUAUCAGAUACUGUUAUGCAUAAGUAUAUUCAAAGCUGAAUUUACGCGUAACUGGGCCCGAUAGAAAGAAAAAAAUAUAAACUUGCGCUGAACACAAAAGUCGGCCAACUUUUUCUUUUAGGUCUUUUCUUGAGACAUUAUUUUGUUGACUCUAACAUCCGUAACCUGUAAUUGGCUACCGUAGAGUAUCGUGCAUAAAAAAGAUUUUUUCCCUUUAUAUUGUGUUCAUAUCAGUCGUUUUCAUUCGGCUGUUACCUCGAACCCCAAAUCAUUUUCCCCUGCCGACUCCCUGCCGCGACAUUGGACCCGCGACCCGCGACCCGCGACCCGCGACUAUUAGUCAAACUCUCAUUUCAUUUAUUUAGUUUUAGCUUAUUUUUUAGAGUCUUUUUAGUUGGUGUUUAUAGUUGCAGCUAUAGUUUUCCCUCAAAGUUUUUACCCUGAGAGCAAGUAGACAGAUGCCAUUCAGAAUAACAACAAAAAACGUUUUGCAAUUUUCCUGAAGACGGAGAACGGUUGAUUCAGCAAAAGAAAAACUCAAAGGCAAGUUUUUGAAAAACAUAGAACAUGAUUUGUUUACGCGCGGGCAGAUGGCAGCAUACAUGAACUCGGACCGAUGACUCAAGCGAAGGCAAAUGGAAAAUAAUGUUUAUCUCUUUUAAUUAUGUUAUAAAAGAAAUGGUAAACGUUGCAGCUGUGCAACCAUGGAUUUAUGGAUGCACGCACGUUUACCAUUUCUUAAUUUACAUAUACUUCUUGUUACUCAAAGGGAUCUAUCCAGGGUGGAAAUGUGCAACAAAAAUUGACCAGCGGUUUGCUUAAGUGGCUCGUAGAUCCAUGAAACUUUGACAAUGAUAAGACAUCAUUUUAUCAUUAAUAAGAGGACUGACAUAUAUAAAAACCUAGUGUCAAUUUACAGUAACAAAAAAACUAGCAUAAUGUUAUUGUCAAUAACUUUUCUCGCUUGGUGAUUGGCUACUGAAGACAAGUAACUGAGUUCCAUUGGCUAGAAAUUUGACAGGUUGAGACACCUCACUGCCAGUACAAUACAAUAAUUUUUAUUAACUCUCCCAAAGGGCUAUUCUGAAGUUAAUCUACAAAUGCUAAAAAAGAAGGGGAUAAGAAGAAAAAGCUUAAAUUGAUUACAAUCUUGGUACGAAACUAAAAGCCUAAACUAUGCGCGUACAAUUUGGAGAUCUAAACUAAAUCAAAUAUAAACCAUUUACCGUAUGGGGUCUUCUCCCGCAAUUCGCUUUUGACGCUCCUCUUAAAGGUACAUAGUUACGGGCUAUUUGUAGUGUCAGCGGUCAGAGGGUUCCAGGCACUUACAGCGCGAUAGUAAAACGACCGUUGUGUAGUAACUGUUCUGCAUAGAGGGAGAUUUAGAUUGUCCCUUUUCCCCGUGUUGUGCGUCUGAUCACUUACUGAGUUUACUACUCAAGUACAACGGAGCGAGGUUAUUAACAAUUUUGUAUACUUAGGUAUAUAGUAUCACGGACUAAUAGCUGAUCUUUGAUGGAGGGCCACCCUAACUCUCGAAGAACAGGCGAGAUGUGAUCAAUCUUUUUAGUAUCUGUUAAUACGCGGGCGGCGAAGUUUUGCACUAAUUGUAACUUCUGCCCUGCAUAACAUUAGGAAUUUAUUGUUUUCCAAACUUCAGAACAAGAAUGAGAUCAGCGAUGUUUAUUUUCUCGAAAUAUAUAGUCGCAAACUAGCCCAAGGUUAAAAAUUAUUCUAAGGAAAGAUUUUCGAGCCGUUAAAAUAACCGAACAAGUCGAAGAGAUGUAUGGUUGAGCUGUCUUUAGAGCACUAGCCAGGAAGUUUUGAAAACUUGCUAACCGAACAGUACGAACAUAUAUCGUGUACCUGUUGCUUAUUUCAGUUCAAGUCUUGUUUUUCGUCGUAAACGCCAUUCAGCUAUAUGAGCUAUGUGCAAUCAAACCGAAAGGUGGGUUUUAUACUCAUGUAGUUUUCAAUUUAACUUACCAGGUACUUACAAAGUUUAACAAGUUUGUAUAAAAAGUUUGUUUUGCUUUCGGAAAAAAGGAUCAGAAAAUACUCAGUCCUAGUCAAAAGAAAACUGAGGUAGUUAAUGUCUUUAUUUUGAAUAAGGUAGACUUUCAGAAUUGUUUUCUUAUUUUUGUUAUGAAUAUUUAAAGCUUAUGUGAAUCGCAGUUUUGAAGCUGUACAAUUUCAAUUUCCAUUUUUCCUUGAAAAGUCCUUAAAUUCCUGUGCAAGUCAUUGAAAAGUCCUUGAAUUUUCUUCAACUUUGAAUGUAGUUGCCUGGAAAGUAUUUUUUGAUGCUUUUUGGUUGUCUAAGACCGAAUACAAAUCAUAGUUUAGAGAAUUUAAAGGUGAUUUAAAUAAAGUGCUUUAUGUCUUAUACAGGUGAACUGAAAAAAGUAGAGAAGUUGGUCGGAAGCAACCAGUUCAAGCCUUAUUAGAAUAAACUGGGAAUGUGAAUUUUUGUACAAUCUGUGAAAUUAUAUUCCUAGUACAUGGUCCUUGAAAAUCUAAUGUGGUCCUUGGAACGUCCUCGAAAAAUGGCUGCAGUUUUUCUAUGAACCCUGUUAAUAACAGAUUUAUUACUGGAGUGCAUAAAAGGGAAAAAGGAAAAUGAGUAAAUUAAUGAAUGAAUAAAUAAAUAAAGAUAAGACUUAAAUUAUAUUUCACUAAAAAGCUGGUUGAAUCAUUCCUCUAUCUUCUAAUACUCUUAACCUAACGCAAUGGAUCCCUAUAGUAAAUAAAUAAUUUUGAUUAGCGUUCCUACAACUGACACUAAUAACCAUCUGAUAGUUUGGUCCGAUCUGUUUUCGCUCUUUGAAUCAAUGAUCACUCCGAAGUCACACUUCAUAAUUAUUGUACCAACAUCGUAUAUUAGGGCACCAGAAGACCUCAAAAUAUUCACCAAGCAAAAAUUUCACCCCUUCCAAGUAACAAACACACUAAAAACACUACAUUCAUUCAUUUUUUCAGUGCUUAUCAGGUUAUAGUUCUGAAGGUGGCUGAUGGCACCGAGAACCUUCCACCCGAUUUUGAUUCCAAGCUCAAAAAUUCAGAGGGUGCUUCGCAAUACAACAUCGACUUUUACGUUUCUGCUGAGAUAAGUAACGAUCCAGUGCACGAGACAACCUGGAAAUUCACAGUUGGUGAUGAGAAAAACUAUGGAGCUUACAAAAAUACCGCCUUACAACAAGGGGAGGAUUAUAUUUUCUUCCAGAGAGCUUUGACU